Messenger RNA from Pelobates cultripes (western spadefoot toad), 47940 nucleotides. NCBI's taxonomy places the organism in Eukaryota, Metazoa, Chordata, Amphibia, Anura, Pelobatidae. The record is from the annotation of a GenBank genome assembly.
CCAUUACUCAGGGCUCGGACUUCCUGGAUACGGUGAGAAACCCGGAAGUUAGGGGAGAGGAAGGAACCGGAGUACACAGGCAGGGGAUCUCGGCGUGAUGAAUUGGUGAGCUAAUACGCUAACAGGGAGAUGUCUGGCUGGAAUGGGUGGGGGAUGUAUCUGGCUGACCAUGUAUACUGCUGACUGUCUGCUUUUAGUAGUGUUGUCCUAUGUGGAUAUUUACUAAUCACAUUCUACUGCAACCAGAGAUCCCAGCACUUUUAUAUAUAUAUAUAUAUAUAUAUACUGCUAGACAUGUAUUGUCACUGGCUCAUUGUAUGGAAAUAUAACCUUCUCAAAGGGAUUGUGUGAAAUGUAUUUUGGUUUGGCUUGUGUGUUUUUGUUUGGUUUUUUUACACUACGUGUGUGUAUACAGUAUGCAAUAUAAUCCUGGAAGUUUGGCACCCGGCAAUUUGAACAAUUGAGCUUGUGUGCAAGGAUAAAAGUAUGUUUUUUAUUGUAUUGUACUGGCCAGUUGAAUAAACUUAAUGUAGUGGAUAUGGUGUAAGGGCCCUAAUGGUGCAGCCAUUUCAACUUUUAUUUUACGAAAAUGCUUAGUUCCCCGAAACUCUCCUUGGGAUGACAUAUGAAGAUAAUUUCUAAGGAUAAGAGCAAUUAAACGGCAUCAAACCAAAAUUUGGGAUGUCAUAACCUGUCUUGUGAGGGAAUCUAGUCCUAUGCAAAAGAUUUAGCGGAGUUAACCAAUACAGAUGUUUACUAAGUAAUGCCAAUUUCAAUGGCAAAUCAAAAUAAAACAAGUCCAUAGGAUAUUCCAAGCUGAGGGAUUUGGCUUGUCCGAGCAGAGAACUAUCUGAUUAGUUUCAUGCUGCUCUAAAGUUUGUCAAACGAUGAGGAGCAUGAACCAUAGAAACAUUGCAUGAUAACCACUACAUAAUGUAGUAGUAAUUAUGGUGCUUGCAGAGUUUCUUUACCACCUUUAGCAGCAUCAAAAUGAAUAUAUGAAAUACAAUAUGCAUACAGUGACCAUGGUGCUGAUUUAAUUAGAAAUUCUUGUAAACAAUUCUAUAAGAUGCUAUUGUGGCACUCGAGCAUACAUUUUUGAUUUGAGUAAAUUUGAUCUUGUCUCAAGCUGUAUGAGAGAAACUUGCCCUACACAAAUUAAAUUUUUUUGUUUUGACUGAUUUAUCUUUGACAGAAUAUCACUAAUAUUUUUGAUGUACCCUUAAUGUACAUUUAAAUAUUAUAUGUACAUGUAAUUGACUGUAUAUCUAUAUAUGACACUAAACAUUUCUAAAAUUAUCUGACUUUGAUAGUUACACUCCUACACAUCUAAGCAAAUGGAUAUAGGGUUUAAUUUUAAUGAAAUGCUCCACGCACGUUAACCAUUAUAGUGUGCUAUGGUUGAUAUGGUGCUAGGAGUGCCCUGGCUCCCAAAUGUAAGUAGUCAAACACAAGUUAAGCCAUUCACGUGGUUAGUAGAGGCAGAGAACUUUUGGCUGAAUAAGAAGCAGGGCUUAGUGAACCCAGUGUGAGAACUGUUGUGACUACUUAUGGGAGGGCGGUCCUGGCGCCAUAAACACUACAGUACACUGUAGUGGUUAUAUUGCGUUGAGUGUUAAUUGAAGGUUGCAAUGGAGCAUUCCUGUUACCGUAACCACUAUAUGGUGCUUGGACUUUUUCUUUAAUCGCUUAAAAGCAUAACAUUUUUUUUUUUUUUGAGUAGUAGUAUAUGAGGUACUUCAGUUGUACGUAUGCCAUAACAGCAGAACUGGUGUUUUCAGGCACUUUUUCUUUAGACCACUUGUUAAAAGACUAAUUCUAUAUUUCAUGGAGAACACCCUAGUCCUUUAUUAGUUUGUCUAGUGAAAGAAUAUUUUAUUUAAGUAUUGGUAUUUUUUAAGUAAAAAUAAAACUGCUGUUGAUUACUAAAAUAUAAAAAGUGUAACUGCAAAAAAGUGUGUGUAACAAAGAGGGCUGCAGUGGGGCCAAUUAAUUUUUUGUUACAAUACUUUUAAUUUUGUUUUGAAAAAUCCAAUGCUCUCGUGUGUGUGUGUGUGUAUGUGUAUAUAUACCCUGUUUGACAAUAUAUAUACACACACACACACACACACACACACUCUACAAGGAUUAUUCAGCUUUAUUGCUCAGAUUCCAUAAAGGUCAGUCAACGUUUCAGUUCUCUACAGGAACUUUCAUCAGGACAGUAUGGCUUACUAUAUAUACUUGUAAUAAUUUUUUUUUAGUACAACAUUCUCCUAUUCACUAAUCAAAUAUUUAAAAGAUGAAGGAAAACUGUUGUCUCCAAUGUAUUUCCAAAGGUCUGCACUAGUUUCAGCACAAUGGGCACUAUGUAUCUUUGUACUUCUUGGGACUUACUUUCCUAGAGUCAAUAUAUUUAGCUGUAAUUUCAUAUGGGUCUAUCUAUUUUAUUAUUCCUGUAGUAGGUUGAAACAAUGACUGCUUAUGAAGUAGAGGGAAACUUCAGUGGGUUUGAGGAUGAUUUGUGCAUCAAACAACCCAGUCAUUUGGCAGGGUGCGGAGUUCUGGGUAUGCCGAUGGAAUGGGUGAUGUGCCGUAAAUUUCCUUUACUGUGCAUCAACAACACGGAUUUUAUCUCUUAUCUGUAUUAAGUGUUACCUGAUAAUAUGAUUGUGGCAAACGUGUCGUGCAUGUUGGCUUCUGCUAAGGCUUCUUACCAAUGGUCUCAUUUGGCCCGCGCUGGCCCUGUUUGACAAGGAAGAAAAAAUUGGUUUUGGAUAAUUCAAAAGUGAAAAUUUCUAUAAAUGUGAAUGAAUUCCUGUUAUAGGUUAGUUUAGUGAGUUUCAGACAUGAAUAAACAUUUUUUUGGUAGAACAUAUGUUGUGGGUAGCAAUUGUUUAUUUUCCUAGCUGCGUGAUGGGAUUGAUAUCCUACGCCUUUAGAUACCCAUGCAUCACUUAGUCUUUCUUGGCACUGCAAGGGUUACAUAGCCUAGCUCAGAUACAGCAUCCCUCUCUCCACCCAGCUAAUUCUUGGAUAUAUCUGGCUGUUCUCCAACUCAAAGAGAAAAAUAUCAAAUGCAGCCAAAAAAGCUAAGCAAACAAAAUUUAGCUGAAAAUUAUAUAUGUAUAACAGCCGUUUCCUUAUUCACCCUGUUCUGAAGAAUAUGAUACAGGCUAUAUAUCUACAGUGAUAGUGGACUGGCAUUCCACUUAAGAAAGAAGAUUAUCUACAUACAAAUAUGACCGUGCAGGGAUAUAGAGAGCUUAUUGUUCUAUAAUGUAGAAUUUUUUUUUUCUUCUUUUUUAAAAGUGCACCUGUCUUUUUUUUAUUUUUUUUUAUUUUUAUUACAUGGUUGCACUACUUGAUUAGCAGGUGACAAAAAAACCCAGACCACCGUGAGCGAAAACCCUCACUGAGCCCGUAUUGGUUGAGGAGUAAUUAAAGGGGGUGGUAACCCCAGAUUAAUAUCAGAAGAAAGAAAAUCAUAACGAGCCUUCCAAAAUGAAAGGCCUAGAACCGAUACAAUUACUCACAGAAUUUGAAUAUUAUCAAUUGAACAAUAUAGGGAUAAAUGUUAAGAAGAGAUGGUUAUUAGUUAAAAUGGUACUGCUUUAUUAGAUCCCACGUAGGGAAAACACACUCACUGAUAUGUCACAAACACAAAAAAAAAACCCACGUAAAAUGAAAAAUCAUUAAAAUUAGUUAAAUACAAAGAAUGUUUAAAGAUUAGGAAGAGACAAAUAUCUAUCUAGGCUUAUACUCAGAACCCUGUGCCAAAUGACAAUGUUGCAAAACCUCGUAUCUCACUUAUUUAUUGAAAUAAACAUACCAGAGUAUUGUUGCAAUUUAGAUGGCUACAGAUGUUAUUAAAAUGUUGUUACAUAUCAUAAGAUGUGCAGAGUUAGAGCUUUAAUAAAAUAUAUAUAGAUCAGAGGCAAAAUUAGCAAUGUGCUUAGAUAGGGAGGUAAUAUAUUUCUGAGAUAGAAGUGAGGAUGCAAACUGUUAGCAAUUAGAAAACCACCUAAAUGGUAGCUAUAAUAUCCCUAUAUUAAGGGAGUGAGUAUGUUUUUCCUACCUGAUUAGCAGGUGAAUUUAUUUCCAAACACAUUUUUCAGUACUGACAUAUUGCAGUGUGGCCUCUCUGUUCGACUGCGUGCACGGCUGUCCACCCCUGAUUAUAUUAUUUUUUUGUUAGCAUAGUGUAUAGAGUGGAUAUCAUCUGAUGAUCACUUUACAUUUUGUUUUUUUUUAAUCCUUUUUAUUGUCCAUCUAUUUUUCACUACACUACAUCAGCCAGAGAGCCGAAAGCGCCUACUUAGAAUUGUUUAUUGGCUCUGUUGAACAAAGUCCUGCACUCUCGGGUUUAGCACAGCGUCCGGCUCUCUGUCUGCCAUAGUGGAGACAGGCAGUGGCAUCCGAUGGACCCCAGGUAAGAAAUUAAACAGUAAGCAAAAUAAAUAAAACAAUUGUAGAAAUGCCCAAUGUCAUAUUUUAUCCCAUGUAUUUUCACCAGGAGGUUCCAUGAAAAGUGCUGUUUAUUGAUUUUGUUUGUUCAUACAAGGAAGUAAAAACAGACCACAUAAAUGCAAAACAAUCUAUUAAUUCACAGUAAAUAACAGGUCUGCAAACUUGAUAUAGAGGGGACCAUUAAAAAAUGGGGGCGGGGGCGGGGUGGAAACUAUAGGAAAACUAGAGAAAUUGCGUGUGUUCCACCAACACUUCCUAAGCAGCUGAAGUAUCUGAGGUCUAGAGUUCAUGUAAUGCUCCGGUAAUUCAUUUGCUUAGUACAAAUUAUGUUAUUCCCUAAACCUAGCUUUGAUAAAGGAAAUUGAAUAUUUUGGUCAAAAAUGUAUUUAUUAUUUAUUUACUACUUACCUAUUUUUGCCUAAAAUGUUAAAUUUCCUUGUCAAGUUGCUGUGUUAUUCGGUUUAGUGAAAAGGCUGCCUAAAACAGGACAGACCUGAUUUCAGACUAGAUCUUCGUUCCCAGUGAUGAUGUCACCUCCCUGGACUGAUCACUAUUUAAUUUUUGUAAGUUGUGAUCUCGAGGUGAUGGCUCUCGGUCAUAGAUCCUACUCUGUUACAUUCCUCCCAUACUAACAACUGGGUUAUAAGUGUUGAAAGCUGUUUGAUUUUUUUUUUUCAUUGAACAGGUCAGCAAGACAUGACAAAACCAUGAGAAAAGCUGUUGAACUACAUAGUUUAAGACGAUGGAUUACUGAGAGUAGUCUACUUAAAGCGACUGUCACCUUGCAGGUGACAUUCCCUUUGUGUGCGGUGACCGAUAGGGUGCAGAUGAGGAGAGUUAUAUUUACCUUAAACACUCUGUUGCAGACACUGCUAAAUUCUUCCUUCUGCUCCUGACGCGUCAUCCAUCAAGAUACAUGUUAUUGAUGUACUUUCACAGGUGACUAUAACAGAGGUCAGUGAAGGAACCUACAAGAUUGAAGAAUCCUCCAUAGACCAACCUGCGAGAUGCACAAGAAGGAGCCUGACUCCCACAGCCAUUGCUAGAGAUUGUCCACUGUGAAAGUUAUCAAAACUUGUCUGUGGGAACUGAAGCUCAAUCCUUUGUCAGGUUUUCUCCACUUUGUCACAUGAUAUCUUUUAACUGUGUUGAAACUUAAGUGGAAUCCCAGCACAGACAUUGUGUGUUUUGUAAAGAUCAUAUUUAGCAUGAAUUACUAAGACAUUUUGUGGUGACAGUGCCAGUUUAAUUUCAACUGAAAUAAGGUGGCACAUCAGGUAUAAACUUGCCUGUUGCAUUUUCAUGGAUGCCUUUAAAUCUCUCCUAUUCAUUGACUUGAUCUUUCUGUGAUAUUCUGGACAGUGCAAGAUCCUCUACACUGGUCAUUGUAGGUCAGGACAUUGUGGUUUCAGUGUCCUGUGUAGCUUGCUUGUUUGCCAUAUAUUCACAUAUUUCAUUAAAGGAGAAUAUAGCAUUAGGAAUACAAAGCUGUAUUCCUAACACUGUAGUGAAAGGGUUUAAAAAAAAAAAAAAAAAACCUUAUUCCAGUUAUGGUUCCACCUCCUCCAACAUCAUCGGUAGGAGGGAACCUAAUGUGCAUGCACAGCUAAUGCCGCACACGCUUUAGGACUUCCUCGUAGGACAGCAUUGAAUGAAUGCUUUCUGUAGUGCAGCUGCAAUCCUGAGAUGACUAUCUCCGCUGUCGCCCUCAGGAGCUGGAAGAGAAGCGCUGUUGAGUGAUUAUAGCCCAUUCCCCCAGUAACUGGAUGACGCACAGUUCUGGGAGGUUUAUUAUGCCACACUCUGCCUUUUAUGCACAGACCCCCAGCAUGGAGUCCCCAUAGUAAAAAGUACAAACUCCUCCCAGGCAUCUCUGUGUCUGUCACGGGUGGCGGUACGGAAACCGGGACCCCUGAGUGCCUGAUGAAAAGUUGGGAGUCUUCAGCGUGGAAGUGGAUUAUCAGGGUCUGGUGCAGGGUAACCACACGCCCUCUGGUGUUGAGCACCAGCGUUUGUGCGGCCACAUACCAACAGCUACUGCGGAUCUGAAGAGCUAGGAGCUAGAUGAUAUGCAGACCUCCCAGGAACUAGAUAGGGAGGCUCUGCAGCAGGAAUGUAUCCAGUACAGAAACAAGGCAAGGCAAGGCUAGGAUAGUCACCAAACAUGAAAACAAGACAGAACUAGUAGAACCCAGAACCAGAGAAGGAUAGGAAGCUAAACCCAGAACAUGUACACAAGACAUAAGGGAGACAUGAACAUAACAUGGCAGGACAGGACUGUACAUGGACUUGGAAUACAAACUAAAACAAGACAAGAUAUGUUAGGCAGGAGAAGGGGGGCCGGGCCGCCAAGCAGCAUGGCAGCAUAGUAACAAGGCUUUCGGGAGUCCCGAAAAAUGGCAUAUGACUCACACACAAUCUGCCCCAAAACUGGAAAGCACACGGUAGUGAUACGGGGCACCACCCAAGCUACCUUACCAUACCAAACCGCAGCCACAAUUUGCAUCAGGAGCACCGAAACAGACGAACCCGGCCUACACACCAGCCUAAGCCUAAACAUGGGCAACCACAGACCAGGAACUGCCACUUAAGUGCUGGACCGGAGGAGCAGACAUACAGGUCGCGUGGACCUUGACAGGGAUCUACGCGGGCAAUACCUCAAAAAGAUAUCAAAAUUAUACAGGAACACCACUCACCUUUUAUAUCUCUGAAUAGCCCGGAUCUGAGCACCCAAGUUGUCCAAAUAGCACUCCGAUCCAUUCGGUAGAACGGAAUCGCCAUUCGGGUAAAGUUUUUCUUUCAGGGGUUCCUGUGUGAACAACGAUGAAUGCUCCCCCUGGCUCUUAUGGAGUGAAUGCACCCCCCCAGUCGGUAGUUCCUAUCUCCCAAAUGUCUGUGGUCGGGAAGUUGGACGGACAGCGAUACAAUCUUUGCUGGCAUUUGCGAGAUCAUGUAGCCGAAAUGGGUUCCAUGUGCUCGAAGACCAAAUACCUCUGCCUAUGUUCGGGAGACAAAAUGGAACGAAUGGUGGCCACCAAGGGGAAAGCAGUCAAGUUAAUCACUUAAUUGUGGUUAACAGCCAGGGGUGGUUAGUGUUAGCUAAUAAAAGGGGGACCACACAUGUUCCGUCCACAAACAGAGGGAUACACAUGAGUUUGGGAAACUUGGAGAUAGGUUCAAGCAAAUAAAGGGAAUUUACACGGUCCGACACAUUUUAUUAUGGGAAAUUAAGAAAAGCUUUUAAUCAUCCACUCCAUAAAACACCAGGAAGCACCUUUUAGUUCAGUAGCCUCCCAUACAUAAAAAUCUUCUUUCUUUAUGAAUGGGGAGGGACGGAUUGGCUUAGAGCGUCAUCUGACUGCUUUAGCAAAUAAGCGGCACACCAGCCUAGCAAGAACUCCUUGCUUCCUGCAACUCUGAUUCAGAAGCCAGGUUCGGCCUGGAGAUCGGCACUGGAGGCAACAUUUUAAAGGUUAAACCAUUCAAGAAUGACUUAACCCCUUAAGGUAAGUGUGUCCAGGGGCCUCCUGGCACCAUUACAACUUCAUUUAGAUAAAAUUAUGUGAUCCUUUUAAGAUUUUUUUAUUUUUUUAUUUUUUAAGCAAUACAAACAAAUCCAGAAAAAUAACAGUCAAAAGACUAGGAAUAUUUUCCACAUCAGAAAAAGGUUUCACAGAAAAUCGGGUCCCAAAAUGUGAGUGGAACUUUUGAACCCUGUAUAAAUCAUACAUGCAUGCAUAAACCUAUCUAAAAGUGACUCUGUCAAGCACGCAUUUUGCAUGUUUUUAAAUCUCGUUAGCAUAACAUUUUAAAACAUUUCUUCAAUAUGUCCUUGGAAGCUGCUUAUUCAAUUAGCCUACUGACGAAGGUCCAUUUUUUUUUUUUUUUUUAAAUUAAUGUUUAUUUUUAGAGCAAUUUCAUGUUGACAGUGUGGCCAUUAUUAUUAUUAUUAUUAUUAUUAACAAAAAUAUGUAUUAUUAUUGGCAUUUAUAUAGCGCCAACACAUUCCGUAGUGCUUUACAAUAUUAUUAGAGGGGGGGAUUUAACUAUAAAUAGGACAAUUACAAGAAAACUUACAGAAACGAUGGGUUGAAGAGGGCCCUGCUCAAACGAGCUUACAGUCUAUAGGAGGUGGGGUAUAAAACACAUUAGGACAGGAAAUUGCAGUCAAAUUACGUGGGAGUGAAGCAGAGCUGGAGGAGAGAGUAGAGUGCUGCUCUUUAGGAGAGAGCAAGAGAGAGGUAUGUGAGGUAGAGGUUAGUCUGGGAGGCCAUAGGCUUUCCUAAAGAAAUGGGUUUUAAGGCACUUCUUAAAAGAUGCAAGACUAGGGGAGAGUUUGAUGGCGGUAGACAGGCUAUUCCAUAGGAAGGGAGCCACCCGCAAGAAGUCCUGCAAGCGCAAGUUGGCUGUAUGGGUGCGAGCAGCAGACAGAAGAAGGUCACGAGCAGAGCAGAGAGACCGAGAAGGGGCAUACCUAUGGAUCUGUGAGGAGAUACAAGAGGGGCUAAGACUAUUCAGUGCUUUGUAGGUAUGGGUUAGCACUUUGAAUUGACUCCUAUAGUAUAAAGGAAGCCAAUGUAAGGACAGACAGAGGGGUGAGGUGUGAGAGGACCGACUAGAGAGGAAAAUCAGUCUGGCGGCAGCAUUCAUUACAGACUGUAGUGGGGCAAUACUGCUAUUGGGAAGACCAAUUAGGAGAGAGUUACAAUAGUCCAUGCGAGAGACUACUAGAGCAUGGACCAGCUCUUUAGUAGCAUCUUGUGUAAGAAAGGGGCGGAUGCGGGAGAUGUUUUUUUUAGGUGGAAUUGGCAUGAAUACAUGCUAGUCAUUAACCCCUUAACGACGGCUGGUAUGCUAUGCCGUCCUUGGGGACCCGGCUCUAAAUGGCAGCGGCAUAGCACUUCCCCGCCGUCCUAUGUACUUACCCGCAAGCCGGCGAUUAUGGUGGGGGGGACUUAUCUGGCAUCUCAGGGAGUCCCCCUGCUGCCGUUCCGGUCUUCCUGGGCCAUGUGAUCGCGAGGACCUCACGAUCACAUUGACGGAAUAGCCGUCCAUAGCAGUGCCAGCAGAGGGAGUGCCUGGAAUGACAGGUAGUCCCCGUGCUGCCUGUAAAAAGUAAAAUAAGUUAAAAACUGUUUAAAAUGAAAUAAUAUAUAUUUAGAUCACUAUAUACCUAUAUAUAAUUAAAAGUAAUUUUAAAAAAUUAAAUAUAUUUGUAAUAAAAUUCUACGUAUAUAUUUAUGUAAUAUUUUUACAUAAUUAGGUCAUUUUUAUUAAUUACAAUUUGCGGGACCUGUCUGACAACCCAGGCAGAAAGUCCAGGGAAUUUAAUUUGCUGGCACUAUAUUUAACCCUGUAACUUUCCAAGACACCAUAAAACCUGUACAUGGGGGGUACUGUUUUACUCAGAAGACUUCGCUGAACACAGAUAUUAGUGUUUCAAAACAGUAAAAUGUAUUACAACGAUGAUAUUGUCAGUGAAAGUGAAAUUUUUUGCAUUUUUCACACACAAGUGGCCCUUACACUGACUAUAUAAUUGUUGUGAUACGUUUUACUGUUUUGAAACACUAAUAUUUGUGUUCAGCGAAGUCUCAGAGUACAACAGUACCCCUAAUGUACAGGUUUUAUGGUGUUUUCAAAAGCUAGAGAGUCAAAUAUAAGGCUUGCGUUUCAGUUUUUUUACAUUGAAAUUCGCUACUAAAAAAGACUGGACAUACCCCAUUUGCAAUACCUUGGGUUGUUUACUAUUGCAAAUGGUAUGCCAUCAUUGGGGUAAUUCUCAUUCCUGGGCUACCUUACGGUCUCAAAGGCAACAUAACCAAUCUUUUUCAAUGUGGAAAAAACAGAAAAAUGUAACAUGAUAUAUUUGACCCUGUAACUUCCCAAAACACCAUAAAAUCUGUACAUAGGGGGUACUGUUAUACUCGGGAGACAUUGCUGAAUACAAUUAUGUUUUUUUUGUUUGUUUUUGCAGUAAAAGCAAACCGUAUUAUGACAUUCACAGUUAAAAUGUCAUGUAGAACUAAAAAAAUAACAAUUUCUUAUUUUCUCCCAUUUUCUUCAUAUUAAAUUGUUCCAUAGCUAAAUAUUUGAUGUUAAAUGAAAGCCCUGUUUCCCCACAAAAAAUGAUCUAUAAUAAGUGUGGGUGCACUUAAUAUGAAAGAGGUGAAUUACAGUUGAACAUAACUUCAAAUUCCAGGUUUUGUUUUGAUCACAACGUGUACAUUUGGCUUAGUCUUUAACCCCUUGACGACCGAUUACGGUUUAGGACCGUCAUCGGAAAAAUCCCCUUGGGGAUCGAGUGAUCACAUGGCCGCGGGGUCCUGAUAUGCCAAGGGGAGACUGCCCAGAGAAUCACGCAAGCGCCUCUUGCGGCUGUCAAUGAGACAGCUGCUAGAGGAUUUGGGGGAAGGCUUAACCCAUUCAUAAACAUUAACACUGCUAUGUUUAUAAAAGAAUGGGUAAAGCCUAGCUGGACCUGGCACUCAGACCACUUCAUUAAGCUGAAGUGGUCUGGGUGCCUAGAGUGGUCCUUUAAUGUAAAAAUACACUUAUAUUUAAAUUACACACGUGUGUGUGUGUGUGUGUGUGUGUGUGUGUGUGUGUGUGUGUAUGUGUGUAUGUAUAUAUACACAAACACAAUAUAUAUGAAUAUAUAUUGCGUGUGUGUGUGUGUGUAUAUGUAUAUGUAUGUAUGUGUAUAUUAUCAUAAAAUACAAAUAUGUUAAAAAAAUUAAAAAUAAUUUUUAAUAAUUAAAAAUAAAUGUCAUUUUAUUCUAACAGUAUUAUAUUAAUAUAUUUAUAUCAAAAUACACUUAUAAUGUAAUGAUCUAUAUAUCUAUGUAUAAAUAAAAAUAUGAAAUAUACAUAAUUACAUAAUUUCAUAAAUAUACACGUAGACGUCAAAUAUAUAAAUAUGUAUAUAUAUUAAAAUUAUACUUGCAUAUUUAUGUGAUAUUUUUACCUAAUUAAGUAAUUUUAAUGAUUGCAAUUUGAGGGACUUGCCUGCCAACCCAAGCCAAAGGUCCAGAGAAUUUAAUUUGCUAGCACUGUGUUUAACCCUGUAACUUUCUAUGACACCUUAAAACCUGUACAUGGGGGUACUGUUUUACUUGGGAGACUUUGCUGAACACAAAUAUUAGUGUUUCAAAACAGUAAAACCUAUCACAGCUAUGAUAUUGUCAGUGAAAGUGAAGUUUUUUGCAUUUUUCACACACAAACUGCACUUUUACUGAUGAUAUUAUUGCUGUGAUACAUUUUACUGUUCUAAUACACUAAUAUUUGUGUUCAGCGAAGUCCCCUGAGUAUAACAGUACCCCACAUGUAGAGGUCUUAUAGUGUUUGUGAAAGUUACAGGGUCAACUAUAAGGCUUGAGUUUACUUUUUUUUUUUUUUUAUUGAAAUUUGUCAGAUUGGUUAGGUUGCCUUUGAGAGCGUAUGGUAGCCCAGGAAUGAUAAUUACCCCCAUGAUGGCAUACCAUUUGCAAAAGAAGACAACCCAAGGUAUUGCAAAUGGGGUAUGUUCAGCCUUUUUUAGUAGCCACUUAGUCACAAACACUGGCCAAAGUUAGCGGUUUUUUCAUUUUUAACACACAAACAAAUAGAAAUGCUAAUUUUGGCCAGUGUUUGUCACUAGGUGGCUACUAAAAAUGACUUGACAUACCCCAUAUUAAAUACCCUGGGUUGUCUACUUUAAAAAAAAAAAUAAAAAUGUACAUGUGAGGUGUUAUUCAGGGAUUUAUGACAGAUAACGGUGUUACAAUGUCACUGUUGAUAAAUGUAAAAAAUACACACACACACACACCCACCACACCACACCACACCACACCACACCACACCACACACCACCCACCACGCAAUUUCCGACUUGUAUGUAUAGGCCUAUAACUUGCACACAAAAAAAGCAAUAAAGCAUUUAAACUCAGGACAAAAUUUUUGAAUCUAUUUAGCAGUUUUUUUUCAUUAGCUUUUGUAGAUAAGUAAAAGUCCAAAAACAUAUGUGAAACUAACAAUGUUUGUACUUACCUUUCUGUUAUACGCAAUACGUAUUUGCUUCUAAAAAAGUACCUUGUAACUCACAGACUUGCCAAAAAUAAAGAAUAAAAAAAAAAGUCCAACAACAUUUUUUUUGUUUUUCACCAUAUUUUAUUAUUAUUUUUAAAAUAAAAUAUAUGACAUGAUACAAAUAAUGGUAUGUAAAGAAAGCCCUUCUUGUCCUGAAAAAAACAAUAUAUAACUUGGAUGGGAACCAUAAAUGUGAGAGAGGAAAAUUACAGCUAAACACAAACACCACAAAAGUGUCAAAACUGCUCUGGUCCUUAACGUACAACAUCGCAAAAACAGGCCGGUGCUUAAGGGGGUUAAACAAACUGAAUUGAGUAAAUAUGCUAUCUCAGUAUAUGAGCAUGUUUGAUAAUACAGCAAUAGGUUCUACUUUUUUCUUUUUUUUUCUUUUUUCUCUCCCAGUUGCUUAAUUUGGUUUAUUCUUAUACUUCGUUCUUUAAUCAUAUGUUGCGCCAUGCGUGCAUAUUUCAUCCCCACGCCCUUUUAUUUAUAUAUAUAUAUAUAUAUAUAUAUAUAUAUAUAUAUAUAUAUAUACACACACACAAAAAUAGAAAGGCAUUAAGUCCCCCCCCAAAAAAAUAUUUUUCAUACUUGAAGCUGUUGUAUAUCCCAUCUAACAAUAAGUAUAGGGCCUAUAUUUCAAUAAAAUACAGAUUGAGGAAAUAAAAUGCCAUGAGCCCAGCUUCAUUAGCAAACAAAAAAUGUAUAAACCUGUAGCCACUUUUGAGCGGAUUGUUAUGUCAGCACAUGUCAGUGUUGGGGAAACUAUCCAAAGAGCAACAUGGAUGUGCAUUAUGAAGUCAUAACAUGUUGAUGUCAAUAUAUUUUUUUCCAUUUUAUAUUUUCCACAUUUGUCUAUUGUAAAUGAAAAAUAGUCAGCAGCAAAAGAGCUAUGAAAUAAAUAUUGCUUGUCUGCGAUAUUUUCUCAUUUCUGGUGGUGAAAUUUCCAGACUUCUAUAAAUAAUACAUUAUCAUUCUAGUGAACUCCUGACCAUAGAGGAAGUUCCAGGGAGGAAGAAGAUCCUACCAGUUAACUUCACAUAAUUGUGACAUAUUUGUAUAAGUUUCCAUUCAGAAUAUAGCCUUGUACUGUAAGUUUUUAUUUUUUGGGGGUACAUUUGUUUGUUAUAUUUGUUAUUGUUUGUAUACGUUCUUCAGAGUAAACCAGUACAGUACGCAGAUCAUGUAUGUGUGUGGACUUACUGCUGCCUCUGUGACUGUUCUGGAGAUGUGCUGUAGAUGUGGGCCUAUAUUUGAAUUUCAACGUGUCGACUCUUUAUUUAUCUAUUAACUUCCUAUUUUUUUUUCAUCUCCCACAAGCAGGGAGGGAGUUAAACACCACUUUCUUUAAAGAUUUGUUAAAAGCAGUGAUAUAUCUGUAUAUUUUUGCUGUGGUAGAUUGUGCUUUCCACGAGUCCAUCUGGAGAUCUGUACUGUAAACAAGCUGUGAGUCAGGCCUUCUAAAUAUACCAAAGGCACAGCCAGCCUCCAAAAGCCAUUCCAGCCACUGCUGCCAUCCUAUUGGCUGCUGAGAAGAUGGUUGCCAUGUGCAUCUAGUGUGUUUUUUUUUAUAAUUAUUUUUUUCUUUUUAAUUAUCCUCUGCUGCCAGAGAGCUGCUGGUGCCAAGACUCUGGCACAUCCCGUUAGAGGGAUAAAUAAAGUUUGGUGAGGGAGGUUAAUGACUGUAGUUGUGAGCAUACUUGGAAGGGAGGAAGUGUAGAUUUACCUUUUAACAUUUACAAAUAUGUGCUUAGGGGUUAAUUUAGCACAUAUUGUGUCAGUAUUAUGUGGCUCGACAUUUAGGACCAUGUUGCUGGACCCCUAGAAUUAUGCUUGUAUAUGUUUUCUGUUCCUUAAUGGUUGGUUGUUUUUUGCUUUAGCUUUGUGAGAGAAACAUAGUUAUUUGGAUAGAAAUGAAAAUCACUGUCUUAAAUGAGCCAUUCUCUCCUCUUUAGUUCUCUGUUCUUCUCACGGUACAAUCCUCAACAUUCAGAUAUAUCUCCACCCCUGUAUAGAAUUGCUGUGAAUGCACCCUUCUUUUACUUUUGCCCUUUUUUUUGUGUGUGUUUGUUGCUAAAUUGGGUUUUUCCUGAUCUGGUUAUACCUUUUAUAGGACACAACUUUUUAUAAGUGAAAGAAAUAUAAUACAGUCUAUUUUCAACGCAAAUGUGACCAUUUGGUGUGUUAAUGCAGGUGAAUUUAGGGGUUGCAGAUUUAAGGAGAAAAGCCUAUAUUUAGGUGACAACCGGAAUUGAUUUAUAGGAGCCUACUGUUCUAAAUUAUGUCCCUAUUGUACUAUGUUGCCCCUGUCUAAGAUCUAAGUGGCCUAAUGUGUGAACAUAGUGAUGUUAUUAGAUUUGGUUUAUGACAUCACUGUUGUUGUACGUCAUAUGCAAGCUUAUUUGAGCAGGUUUUUUCUCUGAUAUAUUUAUAUCAUUCUGCAGUGCUGCAUGCUACAAUGGCACAUAUAUAUUAUAUAUUCUAUUGUAUUGAAAACUACUAAUAAAUAUAUAAAGUUGCACUUCAACAUGGGAUUUAGUAUAAAUGGUGAAUCCGCUUUAAUCGCCUGGGUUAGAACGACGUUGAAGGAUCCAUUCAUUAGGAGCCAAAAAACUAAACAGGAAAUUACUUUCAAAUAGAGUUCAGUUCAUUCACCAAGUUCACUGUCAUACUGAACUUGGCACAAAUAAAUAGAAUGUGUAAUUGAAGGAUAACUAUCUGUGGAUAAAUUGCUUGAUUGAGUAGCUGUUCAAAUUGAUUCUCCGUAUGAUUACUAUGUGUCCUUAUUUUUAGGACCAGCACAUUUCACAGAGCUGUACAAACCUACAAGCUUCUAGUCUAGUGAAGUUAUCUUCCUCUAACACAAGUUGAAUUUGUCAGUUUGAUCAUAAAGAUGCAGAAUUUAGUGGAUCAAUAUAAAUUCAUCUAAUUUGACUAAUUCACUGUAAUUUGGCUGCUAUUCAGGUUGAGAGGAAAUAUUCUAACUGGUUGACUUACGGAUUAACAAACUUGAUGGGCGAGGAAACCAUAGCUCCUAAAAAUCUUACUGCUUGCUUUUAAAAUUUAUAGGUAGUUUAAAUGGACUUCUCACAAGACUGCUAAAAUGAACAUUACCCAGUUGCUUGCCACUGAUUGCUGUUUGACGUGUACUGACGACUCUCAUUCACUCACACAAGUAGAUUUUAAAAAUCAUUUUGAAAUGAAUGAUAUGCUGCCAAUGCUUACUUCUGUAUGAUUCAAGCUGUGUGCAGGGCUAUGGGAAAUGUAGGUUACCUCAAAAUAUACUCUUCCCAGUACUUCAUAAAGAGGCUAGAAUUUGCUAGAUUUAGUGCUUGGUAAAGAGGCUAGAUCUGUUUUUAAAAUCUUUUUUAUUGCAUCAACCAUGCUUAUUUAAUGCAUAUAAAUUAGAAGAUUUUAGCAUGGCAGUCUUUCAGAACUAUAUGUUGAAUUUUUACCCAGUUUUGGUUAUUCCUAUAAUGCCAUAUCAUUGUGAUAACCUGGACAUAUUCCCAUUCUAGCAUUUUGUAACAGAAAUUUAAGAAUAAGCUUUGUUCAAAUACCGAUAAACUUUAACAGUAAAAUGAACACUCCAAGCAUUAUAACCGCUAGAGCGUGCCGAAGUGAUUACAGUACUAGGAGUGCCCUGGCACAACCCCCAUUAUAAGAAGUCACACUGUUUUUAGAAUGGUUUGAAUUCUUACCUUUUGGUGUUCCUGGUAUCUCUCAGCUCAAAGCUAGACCUGGUACAGGGCUUAGCUCAUAGGAUGAGAGUGAACAUAUGAUGCUCUCAGCCAAUGAGCUCAUCCUGCAGGACUUAGGAGAGAUAAUGUAAGCUUCUGAACUAAGUGUCGGUGGGCCUAUGGUAAACCAUGCUGCAGUGGUUAUGGUGUUGGGAGUGUUCCUUUAUAUUAUGAAGUUAAACUGAUCUUGAAGUAUCCCUAGCCGAUCAGAGGUUUGGCAGUCGUUGCAUUACACUAAACUGUAAAGUAAAGUCCACAUUUGUAUUGUUCUAAGAAUGGAAAGCAGUAGUACAUCCCUGGUUAGACUGUUCAGUGAACAGUAAUGUUCUCUAUAGCUGGUUCCUGUCAGACAGCUUGUGUUCCUUGUAAGGAAUGGAGAAAAGUGUCUGUGGUUUAGACAUGUGCGAUAAGUAACUAUUCAUUAGUGGUCAGACCUCAGUCUGUGUCCGGCACCCUUACCAAUUCCUGCCUUCCUGCCUGGUUUAUCUGUUUGCUUGUGUUUCUCUUUAUUUAUACACAAGCCAAAUCUUUUAGAACACGAAGCAUUUCUGUUCAGCAUUUCCAUUUUUAAUAUGUUCUAGAAUCUGCAUUUUCUGAUCGAUCACUGGCUGAAUGUUUCAGAGCUCUGUAGUGUGGGGAAGUUUUGAGAAUGGGUAUUUUGGGAGCUCUGCAAUUUGUAAAUUGGGGAAGUCUUGGGACUGGAAUUAUGAUCAUCUGUAAAAUAAAUAUAUAUAUAAUUUGCUUGUAUCAUGUACUUUGUACCCAGCUCUAUGCUUAGAUUGGUUUGUUUCUGCAUUAUUAUUUUUUUUGCAAUUUUCUUUGAUUUUUAAAAUGAAAAGAAAUGUACAAUAAGUUUAAACGUAUGAUUACUAUUAAAAUUUUCCUGUGAAGGCUGUUUAGAUACUUACCUUAGAAUUUAUAGCAUUUUGCUGCAAAUCCCAAAGGUUUUUGGAGACCAGUGGCAGUGUGUCCUUGGCCAAUUGUGUUCCUCUUGUUGUUUUCAAUGGGAAUGCUGCAUAUAUCCCAUAGUAAUUUGCAUAAUUAUUACAAAAGUUAUUUCCAUAAAUGAAUGUACUUUACAAGCCUUUUUUUUUUUUUUUUCUCGGGGGUUGGGAUAUUCUUCCAAUGUUUAUCAAUAGGAUGAUGAGCAAGAGAAACAGAGCCCCCCUUCCAAGUGGUGUAAUUGAUUAUAGCACUUUGAGUGUCCCCUUAAAUGCAUGUUUAAAGCACAAUUCCCAUGCUUGUUGACUAAAAAAACUGAGAGCCUUAAUGAUGAAACUCAACUGUUAUUAAUAGGUGAAUAUUUUCCACUCUUGGUUGUUAUACAGUCACAACCCUUUGUAUAUUUUCGUCUCGUGUGUAAUUACGUAAUGCGUGAUUUGCUUUUACUUUCUGUUUUGUAUCAUAGACUUGCUGAAUAAAACAAUGUCCUCACAACCCAUUAGUGGAUAUAUCAACAUUCCAUUGAUCUUUUUUUAAACAUGUAUUUGUAUAUAUGCAUGUUUUCUUUGGGUGUAUAUAUAGAGGGGGGAGGCAGCUUGCAAAAGGUCUGCAGCCUUUGCAAACUCUCCGCUCUAUCCCUGGCAUAAACUUUUAUUCUGUCCCAGGGGAUUACACCAAUCUAUGUGCUGGAGCCCUGAGUACACAUACUAACGCUGCUCCAUCGGGGGGAGGCAGGUUAUUGCUAGCCCAGCACCUGCCACUUCUGUUAGCCCUGUUUAGGUAACAGAAGUGGAAGAAUAUCUCGGUGUCUGUGUGAUAGCUGGCCGGGUUGUUUUUGUGAAGCUUUACUAAAGUGCCGAUUUUUUUUUUUUUUUUAUUGAACGCUGCACUUUUUCAAAACUGAAGUGCUGUAUGUGUCUGGAGCGUUUCUUUAAAAUUUUACUUAAAGGGGCACUGUAGGCACCCAGACCACUUCAGCUCAUUGAAGUGGUCUGGGUGCAGACUGCCCGUGGAAGAACCAGCCACCUAUUUGUAUUAAAGACUAAGUUGGUUCGACACUUUGGGGUUCCUGAACAGAUUAAAGCUAUAUUGUUCGUAUGUCAAACCAUCUACUGAACAGUGGGACCACCCAGGGGAGUCGUGUGCCUCUAAUUGACGGUAUUCACACGAAGUGGUCGGAUGGGUGGCCGUCAUUUGUAUAACCGAACAUGUGACGGUGGCCAUCUUUGUUCACGAACACAGACAACGGUGUUUGGUCAUCGAGUGCAUGGAACUAUAAUCAGACACUCGACGGCACAAACUCCGCUGAACUACCAUCCCUUUGUGUGUUCGUUUCAAUUCACCUAUAAAGAUCGGCAUUCGUAUGGACUAAACUACCGAACACAGGGCACAUGAGCCCCUGUUACCCGGACAGUUCCCUUUGUUAUUUUGAUGGUGGAUACUCUCUAAAGAAGACGGUCAAAGCAUAAAACCAUCUGGAACUAUUUUGGGGUUUCACCUCGUGCUUGACCCGUCUAAACUUCACUCAAAUGGCGUUCCUAAUCUACCGAACGGAUCUGAGUGACAUUUCGACAGAGUGAAUGCUCAGAUUCAUACUAUUCGGUGAAGUAUCUUUCGUGGAGUUCUGAACAAUAUUAAUGUGUUAUGAGGGUUUGGAAUAUUGUAUAUUUUUUGUACCUGGGAAAUAAUUUAAUUAAAGCAUUGUUCUUACUCCAUUAUCUCCCAGGUACAGAUGAGUAGUCUGGGAAAUGUUGCUUUUCUCUCUGUCCCCAACAAGGGUCACCAGGGUAAAACCCCUGGAAUGUAAUUAAAGAACCCCCUUGCAUGGGGAGUUGCAUAAAAACCAGCUGUGGCUGAAUAAAAAUCAGUUGACUCCCAAACCUGUGUAUCGUCCGGUUAUUGGGGAAUUGGGAUUGUUUCGCUGCACUGCGCUUCUCUUUGAUGUUCUACAGUCUACCAGCGGAGAUAUUGAUUUUUAAUAUUACAGCUCCGCUACACUCCCAUCAGCCUUAAUGCUUUUAUAAACUGCAGUAAUUACCUGCUAGGGUUAAGUCCUCCUCUAGUUAACCGCUAGUGGGAUUUCUGGGUUCUUAGACGUCUUUUGGUUGCCUAAACAACGCUGGAAGUAUUCACGCUAUGCAUGAGGACUUCCAGUGUUGCCGGAACCCCCAUUGGAAAGCACUGAAUAAUACUUUCCUAUGGGGAGAUCCUAGUGUGACAUCCGCCGGUGGGGGAGGAGCUGAGCCAGUGCCAAGGGACAUCGGCACUAGACCCAGGUAAGUGACAGAAGGGGUUAUUAACCCCUUCUCCACCAUGAAGGGGGCCUUGAGAAAGAGGGAAGCUAUAGUGCCAGGAAAAUGAGUUUGUUUUCCUGGCACUAUAGUUUCCAUUUAAGAUUCAGGUCCUAAUUUCUCAAAAAAAAAAAAAAAAAAAAAAUUUAAACUUGACUGUAAAACAGCAGCCAGUCUACUGAAGACGUCCAUUCUGUUGAAUUUUGUUCAAUCUCUGGGAAGCAUUAGGAUACAUAGAGUACAUGCAUGUCUGUCACUGUGAUGCAUCAAUAGAUGCUACUCAUAGAGAAUAUUAAAUCCAAUUGGAUGCAUGGUGUCGUCACACUGUGUGUGAUCGCACUAAAUGUGAAGACCUUUGAAAGUCGAAAAGGAAGGGUCUGUAGUGGCUCUCAAACAAGUGUGCUCUUGGACAGGACAAAUAUAAACUCUGCCGCUUUCUGGAAACAAUGUUUUAACAUGCACCUUUUAAGAUGUAGUGGUUUUGGUUCUUAAAUAGUCUCUCUAUGCUAGUCGUUUGCCAUGCUUAAUAAAACUGUGUGAUUCUCUUUGCAUGUUGUUAUGAUUUUUUUUUUUACUGUUUUAUAUCCUCUAUCUUACAUUUAUUCAUUAAUUUAUAUGGUUCGGCUCUACUACUUUGAAUAAUAGUUAUCUUCAACAAGUAUUGAGAGGAUAGUGUGAGUUGUAAUGAAAUAGCUGAAUAGCCCCAGCUGUUAUACACGGUCUAUACUCUGUGAUCUAUGCUGAAUGACUGACUGGCAAGGAAGGGGUCAAAGUUGUAAACUACAGGUUUUUGGCAGAGACUUUGUAGAGAAUGGAGACACCGUUGUUUGAAAUCCCCGUAAGUGACGUGGUUUGUGUCCUACUGAGCUGUGACAAUAAACAGGAAGGAGUCCAGGCCACAGCCAAUCAUUACCUGCCCAUAAUUACAGGACUUUGUGGGAAAUGCGGAAGGAGGGGGAGAGAAACCAAAAAUAAAGUAAUCGGAAGUGUCCGGCCUGGCAUCUACCAGCUCCAUUGGCAGCCUCCCCCUCACCGUAUAUACAUGGACAGUAUGGUAUGUCCUCACUGAGCACAAAGAAGGAUGGCUUCAACAUCUUUUUUUACAAUAUAACUACUUGAUAAUUGGCACCAAAGUAUUUUAACCAUGAAGUUUCCAAUUAUGUCCUCAGGUAUAGAUAUUACACUCCGAGAAUACUGCCAAAUAAAACAUGUUUUAAAUUUAAACGGGUACUAUGGUUUGUGCAUAACCAAGAGAGCUGUUUUGCCAGCUAUUUAUAUAUGUGUAAUAUUUACUAAACAGAAACCACAGAAACCACAGUGAUCACCUGCACGUUGCCGGUUGUCUUCUUAAACCACACUGUCACAUCAUCCAGGGCUGUGGAGUCGGUACAUAAAUCCUCAGAUUCCUCAAUUUGUGGUGUCUCCAACUGCUUAGGUUCUAUAUGAUUUUAUUACAGUUACUAUAUGACCAUUUACUGUAUAUGCCAGCGUAUAAGUCGUCUUUGUAAGCAUCAGAACAAUCUCCCACAGCCAUGGCACCAUAAUUCUAUAUCUUUUAAUAAACAUGUAGACAAAGCACAGCUAGAACUGUGAAAUGUAUGUGGAAAAUAAGGGCCCUAAAGCAGCCCUGUCACCAAGAGAAAAUAAAUAAAUAAAAAUGAACAUUUCAUAAAAAUAAACAUUUAUUGAAAUUCCAAUGUAGCCAACAUAUAAUUAUAAGAAAAAGUAAGGACUUCUUUGUCUUAUGGGAUAACCCUAUCUCGAGAAAACAACAAUGGUGGAGAUACCACCGUCAAAUUUAGUCACUUCAUACAGCUAGUGCUAGCAACAGCUCUGGGAAAUAAGACAUUGUCUUGCUCAAUGCAAAAUAUCUGUGGAGGUUAUCAUGAGAUCCUCUGUAAACAUUUAUUAGACCAUCAGCAAGAACUGUUUACUACUGUUGUAUUGCUCCAUGCAUUCCACUGACUGAAGAAAUUACACACUGCUACAAUGUAAAAUAGUAAGUGUACAGCCUGUAUAACUGUGUAAGUUUGCUGUCCCCUCAAAAUAACGCAAUACACAACCAUUAAUAUCUAAACCUUUGGCAACAAAAGUGAGUACACCCCUAAGUGGAAAGGUUUAAAUUGGUCCAAUUGGCCAUUUUCCCUCCCGGGUGUGAAUGGGGAGCAGGUGUGUUAAAUUUGGUGUUAUCGCUCUCAUACUGGUCACUGGAAGUUCAACAUGACACCUCAAAGCAGAGAAAUCAGUGAGGAUCUGAAAAAAAUUAUUGCUCUACAUAAAGAUGGCCUAGGCAACCUUCGGCACCCCAGAUGUUGUGGACUACAACUCCCUUGAUUCUUUGCCAGCAUUCUGGCUGUAAAAGCAUUAUGGGUGAUGUAGUCCAAAACAUCUGGAGUGCAGAAGGUUGCCUACUCCAGGCCUAGGCAAUAAGAAUACUACCAAGACCCUAAAACUGAGCUGCAGCACGGUGGGCGAUACCAUACUGCGGUUUCACAGGACAUGUCCCACUCAAAACAAGCCUCACCAUGAUCGACCAAAGAAGUUGAGUGCACGUACUCCGUGUCAUAUCGAGAGGUUGUCUUUGGGAAAUAGACGUAUGAGUGCUGCCAGCAUUGCUGCAGAGGUUGAAGGGGUGGGGGAUCAGCCUGUCAGUGCUCAGACCAUACGCUGUACACUGCAUCCAAUUGGUCUGCAUGGCUGUCGUCCCAGAAGGAAGCCUCUUCUAAAGCUGAUGCACAAGAAAGCCUGCAAACGGUUUGCUGAAGACACGCAAACUAAGGACAUGAAUUACUGGAACCAUGUCCUGUGGUCCGAUGAGACCAAGAUGGUGUCAAGCGUGUGUGGCGGCAACCAGGUGAGGAAUACAAAGACAAGUGUGUUUUGCCUGAUGGUGGGAGUGUCAUGGUCUGGGCCUGCUUGAGUGCUACCGGCACUGGGGAGCUAUAGUUCAUUGAGGGAACCCGGAAUGUGAACAUGUACUGUGACAUACUGAAGCAAAGCAUGAUCCCCUUCCUUUGGAGACUGGGCCGCAACAUGAUAAUGACCCCAAACACACCUCCAAGAUGACCACUGCCUUGCUGCUGAAGGUAAAGGUGAUGGACGGGCCAAUCAUGUCUCCAGACCUAAAACCUAUUUAACAUCUGUGGGGCAUCCUCAAGCGGAAGAUGGGGGAGCGCAAGGUCUCUAACAUUCACCAGCUCCAUGAUGUCGUCAUGUAGGAGUGGAAGAGGACUCCAGUGGCAACCCCUGAAGCUCUGGUGAAAUCCAUGCCCACGAGAGUUAAGGCAGUGCUAGAAAAUAAUGGUGGCCACACAAAAUAUUGACACUUUGGGCCCAAUUUGGAAAUAUGCCAACGGUUUAGACAUUAAUGGCUGUGUGUUGUUGUUUUGUUAUUUUGAGGGGACCGCAAAUUUACACUGUUAUACAGGCUUUACACUUACUACUUUACAUUGUAGCAGAGUGUCAUUUCUUCAUAAAAUAUUUACAAAAAUGUGAGGGGUGUACUCACAUUUGUCAGAUACUGUAUAUAUAUUUGUGUGUGUGUGCACUAUAUUUAUACUAUAAUAUUAUCCCCUAUAUUGGACAAUAAUGUAUUUGUGAGGUCUGAAAAUUUAAAAUUGAAUGUAGAAGUGUGUUUGUGUGUGUUCGUCCCUGUGAACAAAGGGACUGGGUAAAUUAAUGGCUGUCAGAAUGGCCUAUGCCACAGCAUCCCAAUAUGGCUUAUACCCUGGCAUGAUAUAUAAGAGUAUGUGGAUGGCUACUGCUGAGAAGAAAAGGACUUUCUCUUCAGGCUAGUUCCAUAAGGAAAUGCAUUUCAUUUGCACCUUGCUGGCAAGGUCCCUCACUUCUAAGUAAAGAAGGGGGAAAAACUAAGAAAUAAGGAUAAACUUACCUUUGGUACAGAACAGAGGCCAAGUUCUCCCUGCAAUCCUGUCUUCUGAAGGGGGAUCUUGGUUGGCACAGGACAGGGGGAGGUACCACCAUUGGUAAUGUGAUGCAAGCUGACAACAGACAUAUGAGAACACUGAAGUGGUCAUGGCGUUAGCUUUGAGUAACCCUUUAAGAGAAUUGAAAAAAUAUGAAACUUAAUCUACACAUGUUAGGUUAUGCUGUUUAUCAUUGCAUUUUUACAGCUGCAUCUUGCUCACUCAUACUUUGUGAGUGGUUUUAGUCAUGCUCAUGUGUACUUUGCCAAGUCUGGUGUCUGGGCAGAUGUGAUUAUAUAAGUGUGUGUGUGUGUGUGUGUGUGUGUGUAUAUAUAUAUAUAAUAUUAUUAUUAUUAUUAUUUUUAUUUUAUUUUUUCUCAUAAUGUAAAGACAAAUAAAAUUGUUAAUCCUUUCUAACUGCCAUAUUUCUGUAGGACAGAGUCACUGAAAAUGCAAAUUGUGUAAUUUCUGCCAGAAUAUAAGGUCUGUGAAUUGAUCAAGAUAAUUUUCUUUCCCCCACCUUACAGGAACAUUUUCAAACCUGAGCCAAAAAAGCAGAUUGUCCCAAAAGCGGUAAGUACUGAACAUUGACAUAUCAUUGUGAUAGUCCUGCUGUUAAAAGAAAAAAAAUCCGGAACAUUUAUCUAUAGCUCUUCAGAGUAUGGACCAGAGUGUGGUUAAAGUGAAUCUGUGGAUUAUACAAUUAUUCAAUGUGAAAUGAAUUAUACCAUUAUUCAACCAGGAAUUAUAUAUAUUUUAGUUAUGUUCAGAGUUUGCUUCCACAUCCCUUUUGGUGAGCAUAGGAAGAUUGGAUUCUGUGACCAAGCUGUGGCGGACCGCCUGAUACCCCAACUGGGUACCUCUGCCAAGCAUGUUACCUAGCUAUCGCCGGGACACCAUCAGCCCCUAGCCGCCGCAGAUUGGCCAGGGUCUCGCCGUCGCUUCCCGCCAUGAAACAGGAUCCUGGAUCCAGCUUCUAGUGAUUAAAGCUUUCCUGCAGAGAGUAUAGCUGGUACACCCAAACACUAGGCGAGACUGAGUGAAGGUUGUAAAGGAACUGGUUUAUUAUGGCCAAGUUGCCUGCUUUUAUACACAGCCACCAGUACAGGGUCUCCAUUCAAUGCAAGACAAGUCCCUCCCAUAAAUCUGUGCCUUGGAGAUAAUUGCACCGGUAAGCUAAUUAUCUCCCGGGAACAGAGAGGCAAACAUAAAAAAUAUAAAACAAAAAAAUACCCCAAAACAUCAUAAAAAUAUAUAACAACAAAAUAAAUACAUUCCCAAAUAGCCCUGAUCUGAGUGCCCAGGCUCUCCAAAUAGCGCUCAGAUCUAAGUCGUUCAAAAUCCCGGACCAAGUAGUGCAGGAGCCGCAGUGUCACCUCAUGCCGAAAACAGUUCAAUAACAUUCGCUGCUAAGUCCCGCUGAGGCGACCGGGAACCCACGUAGUCCUCAUGCCGAAUUUAGUUCCAUGACAAUAACGACUAAGUACCGCUGAGGACAAUUCGUGGGUUUCUUCAUGCGAACGGCCACCAGGGAGCUAGCGUUCAGUUCCAUUUGAAUGAAGAGAAAAUGCCAAACCAGGGGCACCCAGGGAAAGCUGCUAAUGGUGGCUGGGAAGGUUUAACUCCCAAACAGGGUCUUUGAAUACGGCCCAUAAUCCUUGGGCAGGAGACUAGCUAGCAGGCUCCUCUAGGAGCUUGUGGCAUAGGCAUGUUUGCCACACAAGCAUUGUAGGAUGUGCAUAUAUCUCGCUAAGUUAUAUAUAGUUUAUUUCUCUUUGUCAAUUACAUUUUAUCUAUUCACAACCCAGCAAUAUGAUUACACUCUACACUCUGUACAUUUUACUGACUGAGUUUCAAGAUACAAUUUAAUCUAUGACAAAUGCACUUUAUGUUGACCUUCACAAUGAUUUUAUACUCUAUAGUGUACUACAGAUCUGCACUUGUCUAGAAAACCUGCUUCUUAAACUUUAAUUUCUGAAGAUUUUUGAUAUUCUGUUUACUUAUCCCAUAUAUUUGACAAUAAUGUAUUUGUGAUGUCUGAAAAUUAAAAUUGAAUGUAGAAAUACACACAUCUAUUCUGGAAUUCAGGACCUCCUGAACCAUCAUUAUAAAUCUUACCAGUUUCUUCCUAUGAACACAUUUAGUAAAUAAGGAGAAACAGACCAAAUUUAGACAAUCUAAAAGGCAUGCCAAAACCAGAUAUCCUUUUACAGCAGAUGCAGGUUAGCAAAGCUCCAGCUAUAUGGAGCCUGCAUAUUAUGUCAGUGAGAUUCUCACUUGUAGUUUCCAUAAGUAGCCUUAAACAAAUGAGAGAAACAACAUAUUUAGUUAUAUGCAUAUGUUUGCUGUCUCUUUUAAUUGCAAGAAAUUAUGCUAGUUCUAAAUAAUAUGGAGUUUACACAGAUUAUUCAAAACAUGAGACAUGGAUGCUAAUUGGGGAUGUUUUAUUAAAUGUAUAGCUGGGUUGAAAAAAAUCUUUAAUAUGCUGGAUUAUUGAUAAUAAUGUUAAUGCGAUAAAUCUGUUUUAUUUUUCCUUUCCACAGGUGGAGCGGGACUUUGAAAGGGAAUAUGGGAAAUUGCAACAGUAUGUACCAUAUUUUAGUGGUUAGCUAAAUAUUGGUUAUUUGUUUCCCAACCCCCUCCAUUAUUCUGUUUGAAUUUGUCUCAUAGAGAAGCAUUGAGGACACAUGGAGCAUGCAAUCACUAUGGUCCUUCAAUCCAAUGCUUCUCUGAGAUGAAUACAAUACUUCCCAAAGAAAUGCACUAGAUGCAUGCCUUGUCUAGCAUCCACAUACUUUACAUGAUGAUGCCGAACCUCAAAUAGAUCAAUAAUUGAAUCUGUUUCAGUCCAUAGCCCCUCAGUAGCUGCUUAAAUGACAGUAUGUAUGAAAAUUGGGAAAGCCUUGCCAUUUCUCAAAACCGGCACUGUUUGUUUAUAAUAGCAAGAAAACAAGAGUAGCGUUAAGAUGAAGUGAUUUUUGGUGCUUAGACUUUUUAUUUAACUAAAUGUGUAAAUUUAAUAUAAAAAUAACUUUGAAUGUCCCAUAUGUUCAGCAAAUCCACAGGAUUUUGUCAUUCUCCAAAGAUCUUUACAGUAAUGGAUUAGACCUUUACGAAAAUACUGGUCUUCUUUUUGCUUCAUAAACGAGAACUCUAUGUACCUUAUAAACCCCUGCAUAGUAGGGAUAUAUGAGAAAUGUACUAGAACUGUCUUACAUUGCAGAAUGAAUACAAGUUAAAAAAAAAAGUAAAUUGCAUUCUGUACAGAAAAACAAAUAUAACAAUUUCUGUCUCUGACAGACUCGAAGAACAGACAAAGAAACUCCAGAAAGAUAUGAAGAAAAGUAUAGAAGCAGAUUUAGGUUUGUUUGUUAGAUGAAAAGACAUCUACCCCAUGUUCCAUCCUAUUGUAUUUCUUUGCACAUUUCUCCCUUCUUACAUUUUCAUUAUCUAUAACUAUAUGUGCUCCUUAUCUGUGCCACAUCAUGUUUCUGUUGUAGUCCCCCAAAUCUCAGUCCUUGGCUCCCUUCUGUUUUCUCUUUAUACUGCCUCUCUUGGUAAACAUAUUAAUUAUUUUAAAUGGCGAUGACACCUAGAUAUUCCUCCCUGAUCUCUUGCUCACUGUCCUAGAACGUGUCACCAGUUGCCUCUCUCUGUCUCAAAAUGGAUGUUAAUCACUUACUAAAAUUCAAAUGUCUUAUCUUCCCUCCUCAUAAUACUAAGCCCUGCUCUCCCUGCAAGUUGAUGGCUUGCACAUCAGCCUACCCUACCAAUCUCACUGUCUUGGUGUUAUCUUUGAUUCUAGCUUCAGUUUCAUGCCUCAUAUUCAGUCUGUUCCCAAAUUAUGCCAAUUCCACAUUUAAAAGCAUUGCUUGUAUCCCUCCUUCCUUGCACAAGAUGCUACUAAGGAGCCUGUUCAUGCUCUUGAAAUUUCUCACGUUGACUUUAUUGUUCUCUCCAGAAACUGUACUGCCUCUUUACAGUCCAUAAUGAAUGCUGCUGCAAGGCUUAUUUUUCUUUCCAGUCACUACUCUCACACAUCACCCCUUUGUCAAUCAAUACAUUGGCUUCCUGUACCCUAUACGAUUACCGGCAAAUUUUAACAUAUUAACUCUCACAAAUAAGUAAGUCUGCUGCUCGCAUUCGUACUGCUAACUCACGCUUACAGGACUUCUUAUGUGGUUCCAUUCUUAUGUAACAGUCUGGAUUCCCCAUCAGACUGUCCCCUACUCUUCAAUUCUUCAGCUUGCCAAAGUGUUUUAUGUGAGAAGAGUGUGUGUCCUCUUUUUUUGUAAAAUAAAAAAAGAAAAAAAAGUGCAAUUUUUCAACCGCAAUUGGCACUUUUAUAAAUGAACCUUUUAACACCCCCUGGCUAACAAUCAGGCAACUUAUCAUUUUACUUUAUGGUUUGUUUAGCUCAAUGGGACUAAAAACCCAAUUAAAUGCAUACAUGAUUUCAUUGGGGCUAGAUCUACUAAUCAGUUAUGUAUUUAUUAAUUGUACAAUGCUACAGAAUUUGCUGGCGCUAUAUAAAUAAUACAAUUAUAAUUUAUUGUACUUGGGCAGUUUAUAGACUCUUUAAGAAAUCCCUUAAAUCUCACCUCUUUUAAAAAGUCUAUGGACUAUCGUAACUGUCCUUACUCUCUCAGCUUAGUGGGUCCAUUCUCCACUUCACUCUAACUUUCCAAUUCUACUAUUACUACUAUCUCUAAUGUUCCCCUUCCUAUUGUGUGUUUAUACCUCACAUUCCAUAGAUUGUUAGCUCAUCAACCUAUUGCUCCUGCUACAAUUUGUAAUAGUUUGUCUAAUUUGUUUUUUAAGUCCUCUUAAAGGACCACAAUAGGCACCCAGACCACUUCAGCUCAAUGAAGUGGUCUGGUGCCAGGUCCAUCUUGGAUUAACCCUUCCUGUUGUAAACAUAGCACUGUAGUGCCCUGUGGGGGCACCCUCAGGGCACUAUAGUGCCAGGAAAAAGAGUUUGUUUUCCUGGCAUUAUAGUGGUCCUUUAAUAAUAUUGUAAAGUGCCACAGAAUCUGUUGGCGCUAUAUUAAAUGCCAAUAAUAAUUUAACACUUUCUUCUUCCUGCCAGCCAUGUCAAAGUCAGCAGUCAAGAUAUCUUCAGAUCUGCUAGCGAAUCCCUUAUGUGAACCUGACCCUGGUUUUCUGGAAAUGGUCACGGCAUUAGACACAGCAAUGAAGCGUAUGGAUGCUUUUAAUCAGGAAAAGGUACAUAAAGUUGUUUCCUAAUAUGCAUCCACAGAGGGGUUAUGAUGCUGAAAUGAGUAUUCUCCCAAUGAUCUAUAGAACAAUAAACAUUCAUCACUUGUGCAAACUAUCUUCCUCGUUUAGACACAGGUUUAUUAAGGAACUUGGCUGAACCAAUUAACCAACCAACCAACAAAUGCACUAUUAAAAAAAAAAAAAAUAAUAAUCUGGCAAUCAACUUUAAGAGGACUAAUGCAAUUUUUAAUUUUUUUAAAGCCUCUUGUUUCAAUGCAUAAGUGGUCCUGUUUUAUGUACAGAACAAACUUAAGAAGUUGGAUGUUUGGUGUUGUACCGUGAACAUGCUAAUGGACCCAAAAAAUAGUCAUUUACCAUUAAUUUUGUGAUUUGGGAAUACAUGAACAUGAAUAGUUUAAAUGAUUAACAUUCUUCCCCAUUGCUUUCUCUUUUUUUGAAAGUGAAAGGAAGAUUGCUACCAGGAAAAGUAUUAUAGGAAUUUUAUGUUUACGUAAACCAGUUUGCCCCGUUUUACUCUGGUACAUCUUGUGACAUUGCAGGUGUAUAGUGGUUUCAGAUUUUUAGGAAAUGCAAUGCCCAUGAUAAUUAACCCUCUCUCUCCUUGGUACUGCAAUCAUCUCCUCUUCUUGGCAUCUUCGUUUGCCAAGAUCUGUCCUGAUUAUUGUACUUCUACUCUUCUGCAAGAGUAAAACUGAGAGUUCUUUGGAAGAAUCUAUGAGAUCUGUUGUAUGUAAUUUUAAAUUAGGACCUACAGAAGAUAAAAUAGUCCUUAUAUAUUCUAAUGCAUAUCUUCUGAAUGCAAUGAAAUCAGUUCUCUAAUAUUCUAAUGGCCUAAAGCAUUUAUUAUUACUAAAUAGUAAAGCAUUAGUAAAGUAGGAAUGGUAAAGCAUUUUCUUUCAAUUAUCGCAUGGACCAGUGAAGCUGGUAUAUAUAUUUACCCUUAAUUAAAAUGUGCAGUUACAUAUGUUUUAGAGUACACAUGAUGUGCAAUCCCUUUAAAGGUUGUUGUCAGCAUUGAACGCAUGCACACCUGUCCAUGCCGCAUGAUUGCAUGUCCUCUUUGAACAAACUGAUAUUGAAAGAUGUGGGGGAAAGCAUAAGAGUUUAAAAGAACACUCAAACAACUUCAUUCUCUAUAAAGUCAUUAUGGAAGCAGGCGUGUCUGGGUGUCCUCUUCCUUCAGGGGUUAAACAGUUUUCAGAUGGUUCUAUUCCCAGUGUUUUGUCUUGGAUGCCAGUGAUGGGAUGACCGGGUCAGCUGAUGCUAUGAACCGGUCACCAGUCGCCAAGGCAAAAAACUGUUUGACUCCUAAAAGUAAGAUGGUGUCCAGUGACUCCAGCCUUCAUAACUGUCAUUGAGAUGAAGCGGUUAUUGGGGCUGGAAUCAGCUUGGGGUAUUACACUUGAACAACAUGCUACCAAUAGAUCAAAUUGGUAUGUAUCAAUGUAAUUGGAUGCUUAUGGUUAUAUACAGUGGUGUUUUUUUUUAAAGGACCACUAUAGUGUCAGGAAAACAAACUUUUUCCUGACACUAUAUAAACCUUAGGGCCCCUCUCCCACUGGGCUGAAGGAGUUAAGAUCCGUUCAGCCACUUACCUUUAUCCAGCGCCGGGCUCCCUCGGCGCUGGUGACCUCUCCUCCCCCUCCGACGUCUGCUCCCGAGUGGAGCCAAAUGCGCAUGCGCGGCCAGAGCCACGCGCACAUUAAAAUCGCCCAUAGGAAAGCAUUACGUUCUGUGUGCUCAAUGCGAUUUUUGCAUUGAGCGGAGGGGAAGCACCUCUAGCGGCUGUCAGGAAGACAACCACUAGAAGCUGGAUUAACCCUAUUGUAAACCUAGCAGUUUCUCUGAAACUGCUAUGUUUACAGCUGCAGGGUUAAAACCUGUGUGACUAUAGUGGUCCUUUUAACUACACAGAAUUUGUGGUAAAUUGACAAGUAACAUAAUUUUAAAGGCAGAAUUUAGGAGAACUGUAGCUUGUCCAGCUCGGUUAUUUUGUCCCAAAAUUUACAGUUCCUUUGCCAGUUGUGCACAAUUCUUAGUUUUGAGAGUGGACCCAAAAAUGUUUUUGUUGACAUGCACAUGGUCAUCAACAAACAAGAGCAUGCAUUCUUUGGCUUUCUAUAUUGUUUAAAAUAAAGUGGGGGAUCUGUGUGACGUAAAAGAAACCUAGUCAACAAGUACUUCUUUCUUGGAUCAAAUGCACCUCUGCUGCCUCUUGCAGUUCAGACUAAGAACUGCAUUCAUUACUAUUAAAUUUCACAUGAGACUAUUUGUGGCCUUGCAGUAAUAACAAGGUAAUUUGUUAUGUUUACAAUAGCUGUAUGUCUCUUUGCUAAGGCUGCUUCCUAGUUUUAAUGUUUUGUCCUAUGAAGAAAUCAACAUUUGUAGGAUAUUAUUCUAAGGAAUAAAAUCAUUAAAACGUUACAUUACCAGGUGCAGAGGGCUGCUUGGGCAUCACUGUCUCUCUGUAUUCUAUCAUAGAGUGCUAUUCUUUAUGUAUGCGUUUUUUUUAUAUAUAAACAACCAAUGUGUUGUUAAUGUUUUCUGUGUGUGGCCUCUUAAACGAAUAGUCUUACAUGGUAGCAUAUACCUGAUUUCAUUAAGUAUUUCCUUGCUUCCUAGGUGAAUCAGAUUCAGAAGACUGUGAUGGACCCUCUUAAGCGGUGAGUGAAAGGUUCGCAUUUUCAGUAGACCAAUGUGUUCUGAGCUCUGCAUGCUGGGAGACUGUUUGUUUUUAUGUAUGAUAUUUUAUAGUUUUAACCAUGUGUUGUAUAACUUAUUUUUCACAUGGAGAGAGUUUCAAUGCGAUGAAGCAGUUAAGGGUCCCUUUAAUUAUGCUGUUUACUUAUUAAGCAAUUGGCAUAUCUAUUAGAACAAUGUACAUUAGUCUUAUUGUAACUGUUCAACAAUGAUCUGUUUUAGUGCUAAAAUGGCAGCAGUGCUUAAGGAUAGCAACCAUUAGAAGGGAGGGACUAUUUUAAAGAUGUGUAUUGGCUUUUUUUCUUUGAGUCAAUAACACAAUGAAGAAAUGGUAUGUACCAUGAAAAUACUGUAGUAACAGAUUGAAAUCUGCCAAAAUGGAAUGUUCAUGCCUCUGUAAUGACAUAGGGGCAUUAUUUAUUUUUGCCACCCAUGCCUGCAUUGGUACAAAAUAUUUUUUAGCUCUUUGGAGCAACGAAUGAAUCCUAACCAGUGAUAUGACAUGCCUUAAUAAAAACAUAAUAUUUAAUAUUGUUACCACACAGGUUUAGCAGUGUUUUCCCGUCUCUGAAUAUGGCAGUUAAACGCAGGGAGCAAGCACUUCAGGAAUACAAGAGACUCCAGUCAAAGCUGGAGAAAUAUGAAGAGAAGGAGAAGACUGGAGCGGUGAUUGCCAAAUUGCAUCAGGUCAGAUAUGGAAAUGCAGGAGAAAGUUGUUGGGACUGGGAUGAAUUAGGCCGGUAGAGCUGGAAGGCGUGGUUUUGGAAUGGAUGCUUAUAUAAGGAUUGCCUCAUGUCUUCUCCUUGUUUUAUCUGUAUUAUCUAGAAUACUACAUCCGGUUUAUGCGACUAAUCUCCUAUUGUCUUAUGUCAUUCCUUUUGACAUGCUAGGAAUGUGUGCCAUGUAUGAACAAUUGUAGAUUAUGCUAGCUUUAAUGUACCUAUAAUCUUAAUUUUAUUAAUGACAGGAGGCGAGUAUUUGCUUUAGUCUCUCUUUACUAGAACUCCACAGCAGCACAGAAAAACAACCAAUCAGAAAAAAGUUAGGUACUAUAAAACCCCCUUCCCAUUGCAUCAUUUCCUCUUUCAAGCUGCGACAAAACAGAACAAAGGCAGAAAAAAUAAUGGGAAGCAACGAAGUCCAGAUACGAUGAAUACAGCAAUGUCCAACGUCUGAGAAGAACUGUCAACCGGGAUAGUGUUGAUGGACUGAAAAUAAAUAAAUCCAAUGUCCACCAUCCACGAAGAAGCGCCACACCAGAUUGUGCUGAAGGACUGGAAACUGAAACGAGAGAAAAACAGAAUCGAACAGGUUGAUUAUCCAGUGAAAUGUAUUUUUAAUAAACUUGUAGAUACCCAAUGUAGCAAACAAAAUUACCUUAAUAUGUAGAUAUCCCAACCCUAUUUAUGAAAAACAGAUAUAAGGACAGGUGACAGGUAGCAGAAACAACAAGCAGAGUUGUAUACGUACCUGAUUAAUCCAAACUAUAAAAUUAAACAAGGGAGGGAUAAGAACGGGUGGGAAAUACUCGCCUCCUGUCAUUAAUAAAAUUAAGAUUAUAGGUACACUAAAGCUAGCAUAAUCUACAAUUUUAUAAUAUGACAGGAGGCUUCGUAUUUGCUGUUUUAACGCUCAGCCAACAAAUCCAACGCUGCUUGUUUCGCUGGUACCCAUCCCGAGAAUAUUAGAGCAAUCCUAAAUGGACCUUCCGACUGCGAGAAGUGACCUCCGUUGAUAGAUCCAUUGUACGUGGGGUUACGACCUGUUCCCUAACAGUCGGUCCAUGAGCUGCCAAGUUGACCUAUUAGCCAUAUUCCUGUAGGUGUAAAGUGCCAAGGGGUCGCGAGAAGAGACUUCUACCGUGUCUCGACUCUUGAUGUGGGAGGUGAUUCCUCCGAUCGUGUCAGGUACACCAGGUGAUGUGGCCUUGCAGACAAACUCCAACCUCAGGCCUGCGCCUAAGUCCACCGUCAAUACUCGAAUAGAACCCAAUAGUGUCUAUUCGUUCCUUUAUGACCUACCCGGUGAAUUGUCUCCUUCGAAAAUAAAGUUAUAUGCAGAUAAUAGUGUGGACAAUACUAGCCGUAUCCUAAGAGACUCCAGUCUACCAACUGGACUGCGUAAUCCACGGCUGCGGUCUAGAAAAGACAUCCAAAGGACGUCCAAUCAAGGUCUCAAACUGAACUCGUGUGGUAAACGGUGGUCAACUAUUCUGGGAAUUGUGAAUCCUGGAAAGUUCAAAAGGAUGGGACCGGAAACAGGGGUUGAGAUUCCCAUCCAAAUACAUCAUCCUCUAAGAGUGCUAGAUGGUCGGAUCCAAUAGAGUUUAGGACCCGUAUAACACAGAAGAGCCCUUACGUGUUGCAGUGAGAGUGUGAAAUACUCCAAUUACCAUUUGUACAAUCCUGUUCCAUGCCCGACCUGUCAAUAUUCGUGGAGGGGUUCCUGGCCUACACGCCACCGACAAGAUAGGGAAUAAUAUAGUGAGACCCCUAGGUUCCUAUUUCAUAGACUGUCCAAGCAUGUAUCUCCCAGUGUAGGUUUCCUUGAUGGUAGUUGAAUAGGAAGGCUAGUGAGAACCCAAACCAAGAUGGUUCCCGUGAUGGAUAUAGAGUCCGAACACUGUUCUCAAGAUGUGUUCAGAGUUGUAGGAGCAGUCCUGCCAACUUUCUCAAGAUUGUAAGGACCAGGGAAGCCAAGUCCUGAGAAUUUCGGUUUCUCCAUGCUAUCCAUGCAUACGGUGCACCUGAAGACCGUUUAUGUGAAUUUUCUAGUCUUGUUACUCGAGCAAGGCAGUGCCCGUUUGCCCUAUGCAGGUCUCAGGAUCUCAUGUCACCCUGACACAGGAGAAUAGUCUGCACAGUUUGUACGUAAUUAAUAUCUGAAACAGAGUGCAAUGUCUGUUUGCUACAGCACAGGUUAUACCAAAACCUGUACUCUUGUAAAAACUGAGGAUCCUCCUUAGCCGUACUGUCUCCCGGAAUGUGUGUACAUAAGUGGGACACCUCCCCCACUAAUACCUCUGAGGGUAUUUCUCAUGUGGAUUACAAGAUGGAUCCAGUCAAACUAUGUAUACAUUGCCCGAUCAGGUAGCCCUCUAGAACGAAAUCAGUAGCGCGGUCCUCAUAUUUAAAUUGGAUGUAGGAGAGACGCCCCUCUAUGCGGUCAUAGUUGACCUGUACAGGUACAAGUCUGUGUGAGGAACAAAUGGACGGCACCAUAGUGCGUUGAGUGUAUGAGAGAGUCGCACUCUGUAAAAUGUGAUCGCACUCGGAGUCCGCGCACGGUUGGUGGUAUGAGAGGGCCGCACCCAUUAGAAGUCAAACAUAGUCUACCUCUGUGUCCGGUUCCUUCUAUGAGAAUGAGUCACUCGGAGCAUGUCCUCUAUAUCCAGCUCAGUAUCGGGCCGAGGUUGAGGGAGGGCUGCGCCUCUAAUAAUGAAUCAGUGUCCGAUUCGGUAAAUGAGAGGGGUUCGCCCUCUACUCUUGAAAAUAAAAAUAUCCGUCUCGGGCUGAGGUGAAGGAUGGCCGCACCCUCUGUAAUCCAAACCAGAGUCCAGUAGAGACUCAGGGUGACCAAACGUGGGGUUACACCCUUAUUUAAUAUAAGCAAAGUAUACAACCUCGGGCCGUGUCUGACCUUAAUAAGAGAAAGGGGUGAUGAGAAAUGUACGUUUCGGAGCUGAAGAUGGUAACUAUCAGCAUGUGCACGGGCUCCAGGAUGACCGUCGGUAGUCUGAGGAAAGCUGGAGACGUUCUCCGCAAUCCACGAGCGCCCGGGAGGUCGGAGGAGGUCAAGCCAGGCCUCUCGACGACCCGAGCGAUAGGACAAUAGAAGGCACGAAAACAAAGAAACGACCAAUGAAGUAGAAAAUGGAAAAUACGUACCUCGGAAAGCAGGUCGGAUAGCAGACUGGAAAAAAAUGAAUCAAGUGAAUCCAGUUGAAAAGGUCAGGAGCUAAACAUGACAUAGAAAAACACUACCAAUACCUAAUAUUGUGUCUGAGCAAUGUUCCCUGCUUGUGCGAAAUUCCUCUUGAAGAUGUGUCGUCGUUGGGUACAACCCGUAGUUGCGUGCCCGGGAAUCCUCAUAAAAACUUUUGCCCUUCAGGGCAUAUGGUGUAGGGCCUUCACCCCUCCAAUCACAGUUAGAUGUCCAUAUCCUGGUGUCCUCUUGGAUAAUAUGGCAGCAGUGUCUGUCCGGACAACCACCUAGAGGGUACUGAGCUUACCUCAGUGAUAUUCCCCCAGGUUUGUGGUCCAAAGGGGGGUUCGGGCACAGGUAGAGCAGGUCAACAAUGGGCCCAGUUAGAGCAGGCCAGACAGAAGGGCACAGAUGUAGUCAGUCAAUCAAAUGGGCACAGACAUAGCAGGCCAAUCAAUGGGGCACAGACAUAGCAGGCCAAUCCUGGGUUUCAUAUUAAAUGAGUAAUGGGGACCUCUGAGUUUGGCAGAGUCCCCUAAAUAUCUGUAAAUCCUCCGGGUAUCCUGUGACCUAGGACCCUUAGACACUAAUCUUAGACAGCGUACUACUGUGUGAAUAAACCGUAACCGGGACUGGCGGUCCCUAAGUGCCCAGCAGGCAACAUAGAGGUAAAACCAGUUGUAUUGGGUUUAAGCUGGAUUUGUUCCAGUGAUAUAGUGUCCAUAAAAUCAAGCUCUGCUGAGCAAUACCUUCUUUAAAGUGCAAAUUGUAAUGCACAUGUACAUACAGAUCUGUAUGAGAUAUCUUAUCUUUAUUGUAGGUCAUCAUCAUCAUCAUCGUACCGCCUGAAGGGUAUUGUACUCAUGGUCUCUUCAGGAGUAGGGCAAAAACAAUUGCCAACUCAAUGAAUCUUCCCAAGAAGCCUGAUAAGAUAGAAUAGUAUCGGCAUAGACAGGACUGACAUCUACCGUCGGUGAAACUCACAACAAUCCGUGAUAUCUAUAGCACUAAGACUCACAGCAAGCCGUGCUAUAUACACUGACAUAGAACUCACAGAAAUCUGUGAUAUAUACAUAUAUACAUAGUCAUAGAACCCACAAUAAUCUGUGAGAUAUAUAUAUAUAUAUAUAUAUAUAUAUACAUAUAUAUAUAUAUAUAUACACACACACACACACGCCUAGAACUCACAAGAAUCUGUGAGAUAUAUACAUACUGUCAUAGAACUCACAGUAAUCUGUGAUAUAUGUAUACACUGUGAUAUAACUACCUGAAACUCACAGAAAUCUGUGACAUAUACACAUGGAAAGCUAACAGAAAUCUGUAUAAACACAUGGAAAACUACCAAUAAUCUGUAUAACUAAACACAUGGCAAACUACCAGUAAUCUGUAUAACUAAACACAUGGCAAACUACCAGUAAUCUGUAUAACUAAACACAUGGCAAACUACCAGUAAUCUGUAUAACUAAACACAUGGCAAACUACCAGUAAUCUGUAUAACUAAACACAUGGCAAACUACCAGUAAUCUGUAUAACUAAACACAUGGCAAACUACCAGUAAUCUGUAUAACUAAACACAUGGCAAACUACCAGUAAUCUGUACAAAUAAACACAUGGAACACUAUCAGUAAUGAAAAGGAAACAUUCCGAAAAGAGCCAGAAAGGCACAUAAAUCUCACAACCAAGCAUAAUUAAUAACAAUCAUAAAUAAAUCACACUAAAUCCCAAAGCCACCCACUAGAAGCAGGAGGCAGUGGUAACUCUGACCUGUACUGAUGCGGAGCAGCAAAGAAAGAGGAAAUUAUGCAAUGGGAAGGGGGUUUUAUAGUACCUAACUUUUUUCUGAUUGGUUGUUUUUCUGUGCUGCUGUGGAGUUCUAGUAAAGAGAGACUAAAGCAAAUACGAAGCCUUCUGUCAUGUUAUAAAAUUGCAAAGUCUCGUUAUAUAGCUUCCUGCCUAUAGGUACAAUGUCUGAUUGAUUUGGAUGUACAUAAAAUGACAUAUUCUGCAUGGAGCCUGCAUACAUCUAUAUACGGGUGUCACAAGCCUGAUCAAUCAGCCAUUAAAGAUAUGUAUAGUUUGUGGAUAUUACUUGAACUCAUUGUUUUGAACAUUGACCAUCGUUUGUUUAAAUGGUGCUGACUCCUCUACAAAAGAGUACUUCCUAAGCAGUUUCCAGGAUCCAGAAUGCAGGGGUUAUCAAUCUCUGGAUUUAUGUAAUGCAUUAUCAAAUCAAGCCCAAUUUCUGUACUUUCAAGCCUCUAAUGAAAAAUAUAAAUAUUUAAAAAUGCAAAAAAGCAUUAGACAGAAAACAAAGAAUUAGGGUGUAGGGUGUGAUAGCACUACUGGGAAAGACUUGUAGUAGUGCCAAAGAACCAUGUAGUUAGCAUCUUGUUUAUUUCCCCAAGCAAGGGUUGGUUCUCUAUUCAAAUUUGAUGUAAACUUCUGGGUCUGCUUUGUAGAUAUGGAGUUUUUAGGAUAUGUAAUGUUUUGUAGGGGUCCAUUGUAAUCCAUUGACUCUAUGUUGUUGUAUUUUUCCAUAUGAUGGUGUGUUCGGAUGUGCUCCUGCAGCCCGGCAAAAAUAGGAGAAAUAUUUCCCGGACAGGCGUCCGUCAUAAAUAAAAAAAAAAAAGGUGGUGCAGGGUAUGUGUGAGGGGUCUGUAUUGUGGUGAGGGGGGAGGUAAAUCAGGGAGAAAAUGUAUAUUUAAAAAAAAAUAAUAUAAAAGUUUUAAAGCCCCCUUCCCCCCUCUCCUCCUUACCUCUGGCCUGGAAGGAGGGGGCAUAUCACUGCAAUCCCUGGUGGUCCAGUGAUGGCGUCUGCACUUCAGCCUGCAGAUCCUCCGGCGGCAGGCUGUCCUCACUAUUUUCUUCCCGCAAACACAGCGAUGUGUCUGAGUGUUGCCAUGGUUUCGUGCGGCAACACUCCAACCUGCCUGUUCGCGGGACGAUCACAGCCUCCUGGGUUCUCCUCCAGUCUCCCGGGUCUUACUCCCUUAACAAAUUGCAAGGAGACCUGUGAGGGAGAUCUUUGAUCACCCCGCUGGUCCAAGAAAGGCAGACAGCAGGGCCGGCUCAGCAUGGUGAAACCUUUCGAGGACCGGCAAUAAAUUCUUGCGGACCACCGGUUGAAGACCACUGCUCUAAAUGGGAUAAGGUUUGUUGGAGGCUGUUUGUUUAGUUUUAAUGCUCUUACUUUGAAGGGAUCGUUUCAUGUUCUGGUUAUCAUACUUGGAAAAAGUCCCAGGAUUACCCAGUUAAACCUUGACCUUUCAAUUGAAUCUGGUACUAAUUAUGGAAUGAGAAAAUAAUAUAUAUACCCUGCUUUAUGCUGACAACUUUCUACUUGCUGACCAUGCUGCAGGAUCCCACAUUGCUUCUCUGUUUACCUCAAUGCAGUGUGUUGUUAUUGCCACAAACCAACGACCAGCACUGGUUGGGCAGCAGAAAUCUCUCCAGUGUGAUGGCUUAGUGUAUGUAUAAAAUGUAUUCAGACACAAUAGUUGAGUCUAUAUAAAAAUACUUCAGUGCUCCCAACUUUGAAUGAUUGUCACACUCAGUUAACCUGCAUGUCUCAACGUGAAUGAUGCCUCCCAAGCAAACAAGACAGACUAGGUGCAUGUCUUUUUGCUUCCCAAUGCCUAGCUCUAUCCCAUUUUGUUAAUGCCAGCUCUAAGCCAUAUAUUUUUGUAUGACUUUCUUCUGUAAAUAUUCUUCCUACCUACUCAUUUCGGUCCAAUUUUGAGAACAAGUGUUUUUCUCAAAUGUCUUGUUUCCUAGGCCAGGGAAGAAUUGCGUCCAGUCCGGGAUGAUUUUACUGCAAAAAACAUCCAGUUAUUGGAGGAGAUGCCACAAUUCUACAACAGCCGUGUUGAUUACUUCAAACCAAGCUUUGAGUCAUUGAUCCGAGCACAGGUUUAUAUUCCUUUCUAGUUCUUCACUAUUAAAAUUUACAUUCCAUUUAUUACUCUAUAUAGCCUUUCUCAAUUACUCCUACUGUUGAUUUAUUUAACCUUUCCCUUUAACACCUAUUAUUCCACAUAACCUCAUAACAUCACCCCCCUAACAUUGUCAUAUAACCUCUCCCUAUAACCUCUCCUUUUACCCAUAUAACUUAUCUCUGUAACUUCUCCCAUUACUCCAUAUAACCUCUCCUAAUAACUUCUAUUACUAAAUAUAAUCUCUCCCUAUAUCUCCUAGUAUUACUCCUUAUAACCCCUCGAUAAUUCCUCCUAUUACGUCAUAUGGCCUCUCCCUAUAACACCACCUUUUACUCCCUAUAACUCCUCCUUGUUACUCCAUUUAAUCUUUUCCUAUUAUUCCGUUUAACCUCCCCAUAUAACUCCUCCUAUUACUCCUUAUAACCUCUCGCUAUAACCCCUCCUAUUACUCCGUAUAACCUCUCUCUAUAUCCCCUCCUAUUACUCCAUAUAAUCUCUCUAUAACCACUCCUAUUACUCCAUAUUAGGGAUCGACCGAUAUUGAUUUUCUUUAGAGCCGAUACCGAUAAUCUGUGAACUUUCAGGCUGAUAGCCAAUAACUUGCCGAUAUUCUGUACAUUUACCAUUUUGAAAAAAGAAACAAAUUCUAAAGGUAAAUGCACAAAAUAUACAUGCCACGUGCAGUGGAUGAAUUGUGUUUAGACAGGGAAGCUGUGUGUGUUUGUGUAGUGGAUGCAGUGUGUAUUUGUGUAGUGUGUGUGUGUAUAUAAUGAAUGCAGAGUGUUUGUGUAGUGUGUGUGUAUAUAAUGAAUGCAGAGUGUUUGUGUAGUGUGUGUGUAUAUAAUGAAUGCAGAGUGUGUUUGUGUAGUGUGUGUAUAAUGAAUGCAGAGUGUGUUUGUGUAGUGUGUGUGUAUGUAAUGCAGAGUGUGUUUGUGUAGUGUGUGUGUGUGUGUGUGUGUAGUUUGUGUGUAUGUAAUGCAGUGUAUGUAGUGUGUGUAUGUAAUGAAUGCAGAGUGUGUGUGUUUGUGUAGUGAUGUAAUUUGUGUAUCAUGGGGCGGGGGGGUUAUUUUUUUAUUUAAAUUUCUUUUUAAUAUUUAAAUGUUUUUUGUUUGUUUGUUUAGUUCCCCCUCCCUGCUUCUUCCCUGGUGGUCCGGUGGCUUGUUAAGUACUGGGGGGGCUCGCAGGAAGCUGUUUCUUACCUUUCUUGCAGCUCCUCCAGCUCCCCAGUACAAAUCUCGUGAGUCCCGCGGGCGCAGAGUGUUGCCACGGGUUACCAUGGCAACACUCCGUGCGGCACUAAGGGCCGCGAGAUUUGCACAGGGGAGCUGGAGUAGCUGCAAGAAAGGUAAGAAACUGCUUCCUGCGAGUCCCCCCAGGACCGUCGGGCUUGUAAUGGGCCCUGCGGUCCCAGGAGGUAUUAUCGGCAAUAUCGGUAUCUCUAUUGGCCGAUACCAAUAUUGCUGAAAAUACCGAAUAUAGGCCGAUUAUAUCGGUAAAACCGAUAAUCGGUCGAUCCCUACUCCAUAUAACCUCUCCCUAUAACCCCUCCUAUUACUCCAUAUAACCUCUCCCUAUAACUCCUCCUAUUACUCAAUAUAACCUCGCUAUAACCCCUCCUUUUACUUCAUAUAACCUCUCCAUAUAACCCCUCCUAUUACUUCAUAUAACCUCUCCUAUUACUCCAUAUAACCUCUCCAUAUAACCUCUCCUAUUACUUCAUAUAACCUCUCCAUAUAACCCCUCCUAUUACUUCAUAUAACCUCUCCCUAUAACCUCUCCUAUUACUCCCUAUAACUCCUCCUAUUACUCAAUAUAACCUCUCUAUAACCCCUGCUAUUACUCCAUAUAACCUCUCCCUAUAACCCCUCCUAUUACUCCAUAUAACCUCUCCCUAUAACCCCUCCUAUUACUCCAUAUAACCUCUCCCUAUAACUCCUCCUAUUACUCAAUAUAACCUCUCUCUAUAACCCCUCUUAUUACUCCAUAUAACCUCUCCCUAUAACCACUCCUAUUACUCCAUAUAACCUCUCCCUAUAACCCCUCCUAUUACUCCAUAUAACCUCUCCCUAUAACUCCUCCUAUUACUCAAUAUAACCUCGCUAUAACCCCUCCUUUUACUUCAUGUAACCUCUCCAUAUAACCCCUCCUAUUACUUCAUAUAACCUCUCCCUAUAACCUCUCCUAUUACUCCAUAUAACCUCUCCCUAUAACCCUUCCUAUUACUCCAUAUAACCUCUCCAUAUAACCCCUCCUAUUACUUCAUAUAACCUCUCCCUAUAACCUCUCCUAUUACUCCAUAUAACCUCUCCAUAUAACCCCUCCUAUUACUUCAUAUAACCUCUCCCUAUAACCUCUCCUAUUACUCCAUAUAACCUCUCCAUAUAACCCCUCCUAUUACUUCAUAUAACCUCUCCCUAUAACCUCUCCUAUUACUCCCUAUAACUCCUCCUAUUACUCAAUAUAACCUCUCUAUAACCCCUGCUAUUACUCCAUAUAACCUCUCCCUAUAACCCCUCCUAUUACUCCAUAUAACCCCUCCUAUUACUCCAUAUAACCCCUCCUAUUACUCCAUAUAACCUCUCUAUAACCCCUCCUAUUACUCCAUAUAACAACCUCAAAUUACUCCAUAUAUCCUCUUCCUAUAACCUUUCCUUUUGCUAUACAUAACCUCUCUAUAACUCCUCAUAUUACUCCAAAUAACAUCCUUCCCUUUCCAUAUACCCUCUCCCUAUAACUCCAUAUAACUUCUGUCUAUAACCUCUCCUACUACUUCAUAUAACAUCUCAUUCUAACGCCUCCUAUUGCUUCAUGUAACCUUCCUAUAACCCCUCCUAUUGCUCUAAAUAACCGCUCCCUAUAGAUCCUCCUGUUUACUCCAUACAACCUCUCCCUCUAACUCCUCCUAUUACUCCUUAUUACCUCUCCCUAUAACCCCUCAUAUUACUCCAUACAACCUCUCCCUAUAACCUCUCCUAUUACUCCAUAUAACCUCUCCCUAUAACCCCUCCUAUUACUCCAUAUAACCUCUCCCUAUAACUCCUCCUAUAACCCCUCCUAUUACUCCAUACAACCUCUCCCUAUAACCGCUCUAUAAUCUCUCCUGUUACUCUGUAUAACCUCUCCCUAUAUUUCUUUCUGUUGAUCUAUAUAACUAUAAUACCACAUUGCUCCAGUUAUGUUUCCCUUCCUUUAUGUGUUUGUGUUGUAUUUCUCCAUAUAAUGCCUCUCAUUACAUGAGUUUCACUAUAUAUGGUGAUUUUGCAUGUUGUAAUCUUUUUUUUAAUAUUACUCUACAUAAAUAUCUUCCUGAGACCUCUGUUCCUCCAGAUAACCAUUUAUAAACCUGUCCCUCUAACAUAUGCAUUUGGUCCAUAUAAAUCUUCGGUAAACCAAGUGCCUUUUUAUUCACUCCCUGUCAGUUUACUAAUCAGUGCAGAUAAUUUCUUCCAGGACUACCAUCAAAAUUGUGGAGCCCCUUUAAAAUUAAAAAAUAAACGUUUAAAAAAAAAAAAAAAAUUCUGGUUGCCCCACUCCUCUUCAUUCACUUCCGGACAAGUGUACACUCGUACACAAACACAGAUAAAUACUCACAAAGAUGCCCAUUUUCCCCGUUCAAAAAUACACACUUUCAUUCAGGUUUAAACAUGCACUCACAAUCUAUAACCUAACAGGCACCCUCCUGUGUUUCUGAUUUCAGUUGGGUGGCUUCCCUUGUGUCUACGUGAGAGCAUGCUGGUGUAGGUUACUGACUUCUCUUGCAUCCCCAUGCAGCAUCAAGGAUACGGGGAGAAAGUAAUCUACCUCACAUCCCCCUAGUGCUGCCAUGGAGUGAAAGAGAAGCCAACUGUGCUCUCAGGCAAGAGGCCUGGUCCAAGUGAGAUCUACAGUGUGUCAGGUGCUGAGAUUACCAUGUCUCCUCAUACGGACUGCAUAGUAUUAAAGUGCUAUAGUGGUUCUUAAGUACAUUCUGUAUCCACAUAAUAACAGCUCUGAUAGCAACACCUACAUAUUCUAUAUAUAUAUAUAUAAUACAUUAUCUGUAAUAACUAGUGUAUAACUUGCUGUGUAAUCUAUUCAUAUACCUUUUUAUUGUUUCACUUUAAAAAAACAAAAACCUAUCUCACUGCAGUUUCCUCUGCUUUCUACUGUAGGUGGUUUAUUACACAGAGAUGUCCCGAGUAUUUGGUGAUUUGGCCCAGCAGGUGGACCAGGUGGAACUGACAGAUCAAGAACGAGAGCGAGAGAAUGAGGCCAGGCUGGCAGAGUUGCGUGGACUUUCUAUAGUUGCUGAUGACUAACCACUGACCCUCAUACCUCAAUAUGUAGAUACCUUGAAAGAAAGGGCAAAAAGCGACAAUUAGGAUUGUUACUUACAGGUAACCUCGACUUCAGUGUUUGGUGUCCAAACCACUCCAAUAAGGAACUCCCAAGUGAGGUUACCUGAAAGAGCAUGUAGUGGUAAUCAGAUAUUUAGGACUUGGGCCAAUCUUGUGUUGCAUUUCACUCAAAGAUAACAUGGAUAAAAUCUGAUUUGAUGAUGACCCAUCACCUGAUGCUCAGAAUUGCCAUUUACAUUUGUCACUAGUGCUCUUUAUUUGUAAAUAAUUGUGAGAUAUGUGGGAAAUUCAAGUAUCUUGUGCACAGCUGAUAGUUAAAGUUAUUAAGCUAGCUAAAUCCUGAGUUGCCUUAGUACUUAUACAAAGUCUACCUUGAACAUCUUGUAUUGUUCACCUCCCAUGAAGCAAUAAUUCUGUUAUGUAGGAAAGUUUCUGGGUAAAACAAAAACCAACAAGAAAACAAAACACUUCUUAACUUAAGUGCUUUACAUUUCCCGAUAACAGAUCUUCAUGUAGGAUGUAGAAUGUAAGUUCUGUGAUUCCAGUGAAACUUGCCUGUGGAAUUCCUGUAAAGUAAUUAUUUUAGCGACAUACAGGGUUAGUAACUAAAGUAGCAAUUGUCAGAAGUUCAAAGUGAAUUUUAAAUUCUAGGCCAGCCAAACUCAGAAUUCUCAAACUCAGCUCUGCUUUGGCUAUUUAUGGCAUUAGCCAUAGGUUUUUCUUCUAGCUUGUCAGUCAAUGCCUCUGUGUGCAGAGGCAUUGACUGACAAGGGAGAGGAAAAAUUACCUUUCACUUGAGGCUGCUCUCGUAGCAACCAUAAAACAUGCUACAUUGAACACAUACAACUACGUUAUGAUAUAAGGUGCAUUCAAUGUUUAUGGGAGGCAUUUCAGGUUAGUUGAUGUUCUCUUAACUGGUUAACUUUAAGUUUGAAAUUCACUUUGAAUACCUGACAAUUCUCAUUUAAGUGAAUAACACUGAUAACAUCCAACCUCUACACACAUUGAUUGACACCUUUAUACUUGAAUACCACAGUACCAUAAAUAAACUAACCUUUAUAGGUGCUUUUAUUCAUUUAGGUGCACCCUUACACAUGGGUACAGCCGUGAAACAAUAAAUGUAAACACUAUAUUUGGAUACACUCCUAAACUAUAUCUUUGCUUAGGUGAUUGGUUUGUUGAGUUUGGGGCCAUCCUAGUAAACCAUCUUGCUAUUGAAAAUUGUGUAAACAUUGUAUAGAUGGAAUCUCAAAGUUACUUAUAAAAACAUUAUAGGGUUGUUUAUUUUAGCUUACUGUAAUCUGCACCUUGCUUUUUUAGAUGAGGGUUUUCUUUCUCAUAUAUAUCAACAUAACAUAAUAAGAUGUAUGUGCACGGGCAAUGGUUUCCAGACUAAAAAUACCUAUUGGUGAUGCUUCACCAUUGCACAAAUCCCUAGUACCUCAUCUGCAUUGCGCUACUAUCAGAGAGAAUGCCAUAACCCAAUAUCCGUCCAGUUAUAUACACACUGUAACAAGCUAUAGUUGAACUUUUCCUGGGAAUUUUCUUAUCUGUCGCCCCCCUUGUGGCUGCUGUGCAUUCAUCUAAGAAUAUAAUUGCUUGUAUGUCUGUUUUUUCUAAUUUUCUCCUCUUCGUUCCCCUGUUCUACACUACAUCCUUCUUAUAGCUGUCUUCCUUUUUUCAUUCUUUCUUUGUGUAUUUCAGGAAUACCUUGGUAAUGAUCUACCAUAAUCACAUGCAGAAUGCAGUACCUCUGUCUAUUGAAUUUUAAGUAUACAUCAUUAGCUGUCUUUUAUGAUCCACCUUAAGGGGACACUAUAGUCACCAAAACAACUUUAGCUUAAUGAAACUGUUUUGGUUCAUAGAUCAUGCCCCUGCAGUCUCAAUACUCUGUUAUCUGCCAUUUAGGAGUUAAAUCACUUUGUUUAUUAACCCUAGUCACACCUCCCUGCAUGUGACUUGCACAGCCUUCCUAAACACUUCCUGUAAAGAGUCAUCUAAUGUCUAUCCUUCCCUUAUUGCAAGUUCUAUUUAAUUUAGAUUUUCUUAUCCCCUGCUAUAAUAAUAGCUUGCUAGACCCUGUAGGAGUCUCCUGUAUGUGAUUAAAGUGCAAUUUACAGAGCAAGAGAUAAAAAUUUUAAGGUAAAUUACAUCUGAUUGAAAGUGAAAGCUUUAAAUGCAGGUUGUGUCAGUCAGAGCCAGGGGAGGUGUAGCAAGGGCCGCAUAAACAGAAACAAAGUGAUUUAACUCCUAAAUGGCAGUGAAUUGAGCAGUGAAACUUGAGAGGCAUGAUCUAUACACUAAAACUGCUUCAUUAAGCUAAAGUUGUUUAGGUGACUAUAGUGUUCCUUUAAAUUGGCUUAUAUGGCAAAGUAAUAAACACAUAUUUUCUCUGUAGAAUUUAUUUUCCAGUGUAGAUAUUGUUUCCUAAUUGCUCAGUUACAAAUAGAACAAGGUGAAUUGCUUUAAAAAAAAGUGUAAGUGUUCAACACAUAUCCAUCCGACUCCAUGUAUCAAUGCUCAUAAAUAGAAGGAAAAUGAAAAGAAUAAAUAUGCAGCUUAAUGUUUAAAAAUGUGUGUGCCAUUACACCAUUUGCUCACUUAAUCACUUGAAUAUACAUCAAAUACACCAUAUAUCACAAAGAUGUAUGGUAUAGUCAAUGUAAAAAGUUUUACUUACUUUUCCUCCAGUGCUGGCUAGGGAGAUUCCAUAGCAACCACUGCAUAUACGCUGUGGUUGCUAUGGGAGCAGAGCAAGCUCCUGUGGAGGUAUUUUCUGCUUUCUCUUGUCAGCCAAUGCAGAGGCAUUGACUUACAGCUGGGAAAAACAACAACUUUUAAAUAGGGUUUUCUCCUAAUCUGUACAAUAUCUAGUAAAACUGCUAGCACACUAUAUAGAUAAAAUAUCAUGCUCAGUCUAAUGAGCAUAAGUUGUUUGGGGCAUGACAGGUGCCCUUUAAGUGUUGAUACAUGACUUUUUAAUUUGGAUGACUAAACUGCUUUUUAUGAGUUGGAUGAACAUAUGUUUAAUGCUUAAUAACCAGAGCAAGUUGACCGGCUCUAAGCCAGGCAUAGACAACCUUCUGCACUCAAGAUGUUUUGGGCUACACCUCCCAUGAUGCUUUGCCAGCAUUAUGGGUGUAAGAGCAUUAUGGGGGAUGUAGUCCACAACAUCUGGAGUGCCGAAGGUUCCCUAUCCCUGCUCUAACAAAUACACUUGUACAAUUAGAAGGUGAUAUCUUCACUGGAGAAUACAUUCUAUACCUAGCACUGUUUAUUUCUUUUUCAUGUAUGCCUGUUUACUCUUGAUAAUUUUGGAUUUAAGAAUACUUUCUUAUAUAUAUAUUAUACAGAGAUCUUGCAUUCUAAGAAGUGAUUUAGUUUUUUGUUUUUGUUGCACAGUUAUAUUGAUUCUCCAUUCUUCACAUAUUGUUUUAAUUAUACAUGCUGAGAAGUUCUUAAAAUUAGGAGAGAAAAGACUAGAUGGUCUUUUAGAUGAAAUGUGGUAAGUUGACUUUGGCUUGAAAUUAUUUUAUUUUUUUCCCCCACUUAUGUAAUUUUUAGUCUAAAUUUUAUGAUGUAUCUGUCAGUCCACUGUUAUUAGAGACCCCCUAUGUUCCAAAAUAAAUGCAGUUCAUUGGAUAAAUAUGACAUGUAUGUAUAAAGAGCAAUUAUGGAGAAAAAUUGGAGCAGUCACAUGGGUCAUUCCAUUGGUUUCCAUAGUUACUUUACCACCUUUACAUCUUUUUCCCCAGAGUUGUGCUUUGUCGUGUCAUUGUCCCUGGAUGAGAAUUGUUAAGCGUUGGCAGCCAAGCCUGGGAAUCCAGCUCUUAGUUUACAGAGCACGCUGGGCAUUAAAGGAACAAUGAAAUAGAAAUAUUUUGAUUCAUGCAUUUAGUAAAUGGUGUACUUGGUGGUAUUUUGUAUGGGAAGCUCUGCUCCUUUCUACAUGGAACACAGAAAUGAUGGGUGCCCACAAAAGGCCAAGACCAAUUACAGCUGCCACAAAAAGUGCAUUAAGAGUAUUUCAUUUAUGUGCAGUGGCAUACUUCAUUAAUGCCAAGGUUAAAGAUUAUAAACUAUACUGUUCUUUUUCUAAAUAUGUUAACUGACAGUGCUUAACCCUUGUGAAUGAUGUGUGUAUACAAAUCUCUCAUUCAUUUAAUUAUUUCCUUUAUGUUUUCUGUCAUUUCUAUGUAACAUUUGCUCUUUCUUCCAGUCUGUAUGCAGGUUUCUUGUAUUGUUUCUCCUAUUCCUGGAAAUUAAUGUAUUAUUGUCAUUAUGUAUAAAUAAUCUGUUUACAAAAAUAAUCUUUAUUUUAUUACGAUUUUUCACGGUCUUAAAAGGCAUUGUACGCGUCUAUUUAAUAUACAAUAAAAUCUGUCCUGAGA